GUGGCCACCCAAGGCAAGUAUCAAUCAAGUGUCCCCAGGCCAGAAACCGGCCCUUUUGGAGGCAGAAAAAAAAAGGCAGUAAAAACGCUUAUUACCACUACACUUGGUACAAGCUAGCAGAAAAAUGAUCCGACGCUAAGGUUUAAAAUAUGCCUUUUGAAAUACCCUUGGAUGUCUUCUUUAAGAAAUGGAAUGCCUUUAUGGGGUAGUUGGAUUAUAUAGUCUGCUAAAAUACUCUAAAAUGGGACAUGGACACAGCAUAAAAAUUCAAAGUUUGAAAAAAACUGUAAUGACUGUGUCUCAAAUGUGCCCCUUCCAUGUCCACAUGUACCUGGCAAACGUACAUAUGGGGGUAUUGCUGUACUCAGACGACAUAGCUGUGCAACAUAUGUAGUAUUAUCCAGUUGUAGCACGCAUAAGGUUUGCAAAAUAUACUGUGCAAACUCAAUUUGUGUGUCAAAAAGGUAGACAAAAAAAGCUUAUUACCACUACACUUGGUACAAGCUAGCGGAAAAAUGAUCCCACGUUAAGGUUCAAAAUAUGUCUUUUGAAAUACCCUGGGAUGUCUUCUUUAAAAAAUGGUAUGCUUUUAUGGUGUAGUUGGAUUAUAUAGCCUGCUAAAAUACUCUAAAAUAGGACAUGGACACAGCAUAAAAAUUCAAAGUUUGAAAAAAAAACUGUAAUGACUGUGUCUCAAAUGUGCCCCUUCCAUGUCAACAUAUACCUGGCGAAGGUACAUAUGGGGGUAUUGCUGUACUCAGCCCACAUAGCUGAGCAAUAUAUAAGGUAUUAUACAGUCGUAGCAAAUAUACGAUUUGCAAAAUAUACUGUUCAAACUCACUUUGUGUGUCAAAAAGGCAGAAACAACGCUUAUUACCACUACAUUUGGUACAAGCUAGCCCACACUAAGGUUCAAAAUAUGACUUUUGAAAUACCCUGGGAUAUCUUAUUUAAGAAAUGGUAUGCCUUUAUGGUGUAGUUGUAAUAUGUAGCCUGCUCAAGUGUUCCAAAGUGGGACACGGACGCAUCAAAACCCUCCAUGAAAAUUCACACUUAAAAACCUGAACUUGUCACGUCUCUUUUACAGCACUGUAACUUCACAAAAUAGUGUCUAGAUCAUACAUUGGGCAUAUUGUAUUACUCAGAAGAUGUAACUGAGCAAAAUUUGGGGAUUUUUUUUAUUUUAAAUUCUUUAUUUUUCUUGUGCAUAUAAAGACAGUGAAACAUUUUGUCUUGCGAUGCCACAACAGCAUUAGCAAGCCGAUUAGGAACAUUGUAUUAGACAUGGCAUGCGAUUUGAUAGCACAUUUUUAUAUUAACAUCAUGUUCGAGCUGGAACGAUUAUUGCAAGAUAAGAUAUUCAAGUUUAAACUAAAGGGUCGAUUAGGGUACGUUUAAGACAGGCACACAUUUGUUUAGUAAAGUAGCUUGGAUUUAAGUUGAUUAUGCGUGUUCUAUGAUUAAAGGUUGUGUGGUCAGUAUUAGUUAUUUUGAUGUGUGCAUCUGUGUGUAAGCGUUGGUAUAUUACAUGCUGGUGCGUCGCGAGGGUAAAUAAGGAGAGAUAUACAUGUACAGAAAAAAGAAGAAGUUAACUGUUAGUGUUAUAAUACAAAGAGUACCCAAGGUUUUUAAAGUGUUCCCUUACAGACACUCAAAUUACAAUAGGAAAAAGAAAAAACCAAACAGGCACAGGAUAAUGUGAAUCACCAAAGUGAUAAUAAAAAUAAAUUAAUACAAACUGGAUUAUGUUGAUAUACUCUGUUUCAGAGAUACAUCUAUAGAGAGAAAUAAAGAUAUAUAGUGUAAUAUUAUCAAAACCACACAGAGAAUGAGGGUGGUAGAAAACUCUCAAAAUUGAGAUGAAUUCAGGCAUAUCUCCCUCAAUAUUAGGGAACUAAAAAAUUGUAGAAGACCUCCAGCGAUGAUUCUGGAUAUAAAGUGUCUUCUGAUUCACUCCAAAUAAAAGGGAGAAAAAAUGAUAGUGCAGAUUGUAUAAAAAAAAAUAACAAUUUAUUACAUGUAUUGCACUUACAAUGUUUCAGAAUAAAAACAGCAUAUCUCCACACCAGCUGGUAUCCACGUGUUGCAGCGGAUCCAAUCACAAUACAGGAUAACAGGCAGCACUAGCAGCAAUCAAAUAAAAUAAAAGUUCACAUGAACAGUAGAGCAGUUCCAACACGUUUCGUCCUCUUCUGGACUUCCUCAGGGAUGUGUAGCUCUAAUUAGGUUGAGUAUCUACUUACAUAUCCACCAUCGAAUCAAUAGAUCGUUUGCCGGUGUUGGCGUGCGUUCCACCCUGGAACGCAUUCUAUUUCCGCAUGACGUCACUUCUGGUAUCGCGGACCAAAUGAAAAAGCAGUAUUUCCUAAUCAUUGCUGACAAUAACAGCUGGGAUGCUUUCAGUACAAGUUUACACGCUGAAUAAACUUUGUGACAAUAUAACAACAUUAUAUACUAGCAGCUGGGGUACCUCCAAUAACAAUAAGAACAACAAAUAAACUUAAUAACACUACAUAGAUGUACAUUAUAGGAAUUGAGCAUAGCAAUAUUAAAGAUUGAACAUUCAAAAUUGAAUGUACAUUAAAUAUACAUAAAUUAAAGAUUUAAAGAUUAAGCAUUCUAAUAUUGAAUAUAUAUUUUAAGUAUAUGAAUAUUAGUAUUUUAAAUAUACAGAUCUAUCGAUUUGUGUAUAUAAAUUUGAAGAAUUUAAAGAAUUUGAAAAAUUUAAAGAAUUUGAAAAUUUGAAGAAUUUGAAAAAUUGAAGAAAUUUAGCAAUUUGAAAAAACAAUUAAUUGUUAUGAUCAAUCCCUUUACAAAGAUAUGUGGUACAGCAUUAGAUACAUUAAACAAAUAUUUUUGUAUAUCCUUGUCCUUAUUUUCGAGUAUAAACUAAAGAAUAUUUCUGUAAUUGAAGUGGACAAAUAUGAGCAAAUAUAAAUUCUAUGUGAAAAUAAAAUAAAAUAUGAAAAAAUAUAUAAAAAAUAUGAAAAAAUAAAAUGAAAAAAUAUGAAAUAAAAUAUAUAUAUAUAAAAUAAAAUAAGAUAGAAUGAAAUAAAAUAAAUAGAAAAAUAAAGAUAAUAAUAAAAUAAAAAUAACUAUAAAUAUAAAUAAAAAAUGAAUAUAAGAAUUUAAAUAUAAAUUAAAAGUUUUAGAACACAGUGCAUCUAAACAUUGUACUCAUUGUCCACAAUUUCAAUGGAAUACAUUCAUAGCAAUUGGGAUAGAUAAAAUAGAAAAACAUUGGAGAGGAGGAAAUAUUGAAUCUUCGUUAAAUACUAAAGAAGCUCAACGGAUUUUUAAUUUAAAAACUUUAAAACUUGGUCUAAAUCAAGAAAUAGAUUUAGUUGGACUUAUUUGAGCUUCAAAUUUUCAAAUUCUUUAAAUUUUUCAAAUUCUUUAAAUUCUUCAAAUUCUUCAAAUAUUCAAAUUUAUAUAUACAAAUCGAUAGAUCUGUAUAUUUAAAAUACUAAUAUUCAUAUACUUAAAAUAUAUUCAAUAUUAGAAUGCUUAAUCUUUAAAUCUUUAAUUUAUGUAUAUUUAAUGUACAUUCAAUUUUGAAUGUUCAAUCUUUAAUAUUGCUAUGCUCAAUUCCCAUAAUGUACAUCUAUGUAGUGUUAUUAAGUUUAUUUGUUGUUAUUGUGUUAUUUGAGGUAUCCCAGCUGCUAGUAUAUAAUGUUAUGUUGUCACAAAGUUUAUUCAGUCUAUAAACUUGUACUGAAAGCAUCCUAGUUGUUAUUGCCGGCAAUGAUUAGGAAAUACUGCUUUUUCAUUUAUACUGCAGGUAUACAACAUUACUUUUUGAUUAGGGCAAGAUAGAGAAUAACCUGUAAGUUAGGUCUAGUUAGAUCAUUGUAGAGAAACUAGAGAGACUAGAGAAAGUGUCACCCUGGUUGAUCGGAGGUUACCGUGCUGCCUCAGUAGGAAGGAGUCGGCACCAUGGUGGGCUCAAGUAGCUGUGUGCGCGAGGUGGGAGCAGGUCUUUCCCUUGCUGUCUGUGCACAUGGCGCCCGCCAUUUUGGAUGCGGCGGUUGGGCUCUCCGACCUCGAUUGCGGUGUCGCGGACAGUGUGAGGACCAGGAACACCCCCACCGGUCCAUAGGGGGGGGAACGGAGCCGGGUCCGUGCUGGUUUGUACCUCUGGCUUGGUUCUGUGGUGCAGGACAGUGGGGCAGCGGCCGUCAGCCCCACUCACCGCCGGGGAAGGCCCUGGUGGGGGCAAUGUGGUUUUCUCCCCCAGGGGACAGAAGCUCGACGAGCCAGCCUCUCCCCGGUUCCAGCAGUCCCUUAGCGCUAGGUUCCUUCGCUGUCGGUCUGAUUGUGGGUGGCAAGACAUGUUUUUAGAAGGUAUUCUUUAGUGAGUUACAGGAGCUGCUCUGACUUGCGACCGUCCAGCUCGGCGGUCCGGCCCCGCCCCAUAAAUAUAUACUUUUGUGUUGCAAUUUUUUUUUCUGUGAUGGCUACUAAACCUACAAGCCAAACAUACCAACUUCUAAAAGUUUUGAAAAUAGAAAUUUCAUUGAAGUCCUUGUAUUUUGUGACCUGUAACUUUCACAAUAAGCUGAACAUAUGAUGUACUCCAUAAAUCAAGACACAUAAAUUAAUUUAUUUUGAAUUACUUUUUCUAAGCUGGACAUAUUAUGAACACGCUAUUAUUGCCAAAACUGCAAAAAAAAAAGAAUGUAUUUGUAGUUUUUCUUUCUUUUUUUGGGAAUUUUUUUUAUAAUUAAUGAGAAUGUAUCUACAUAUAUAUGAUAUCAAAUUAAAGCCCUGUUUGCCCUCUAAUAAACGAUAUAUAAUAUGUGUUGGUGCAAUAAAUGACAGAGAUGCAAAUUGCAUUUGAACACAAACAGCAAAAAAUGCAAAAAUGUCUUGUGUCCUUAAGCGUAUGACAAGCUUCUGAAGCUGUGUCCUUAACCCCUUAAGGACACAUGACAUGUGUGACAUGUCAUGAUUCCCUUUUAUUCCAGAAGUUUAGUCCUUAAGGGGGUUAAAAGAUUGGGCUUGUCACAUUCCAAAUAUAAUACAAAUGAGGCUUAAUUAUUAAGCUGUGGGUAAGUAUUAAUGUUUCUUUUGGAUAUGAUACUGGAACACAAGGGUCUUCAUGAAACUAAUGCCAUUACCAUAUUAAAGCAUUGAACUAUCAGUUGAAAGUUUCAGGCCAUAUGAUCAAAGUCAGUUAGUUUACAUUGAAACUAGAUAUACAGGCAGCUCAAGUGUAACAUAUUUCACCUCGCAGUGCCUUUGAUAGAUCAAAAGGGCAGUCCUUUUCACACCUUGCAGAAACCCCUUUUGAUCAAAAGAGCAAUUUCUCUCUGCCAUUUGUCCUCUACCCAAGUUAUAUUAAAGAGCAAUAUUCUAUAGUGCAACCAUGGAUUAUGUACAAAAGUUAUAAUAAAUAGCAAUAUUCUAUAGUGCAACCAUGAAUUAUGUACCCUUAUCUUUAAUCUCCUCACCAGCCCGAGAGGUCUUACAGCAAGUCUGGCUCUGCAUGGGCUGGCAGGGGAGAUGAAAGCAUCUCCCCUGCCGGCCUUGGUCCACAGCCAUCAAGGCCUACUGGGCAUUUUCAGCAGAACCCACCACCACCCUAACCCAUGACCCUAAAACAAAUCCAAACAUCUGGCUUGUGCAGAGUGUUACACCACUGCACCAGACCACGGCAGCAAGAAAUAAACCACAGGUAUUACUGUACCAAAGAAAUUAUGAAUAUAUCUAAUCAGCAAGAAAUGUCAGCCUUUUUUAGUUUCUGAUCAACUGGCAGCAAGUUAUUUUUCUGAAGUAAAAUCUUUCACCCUCCAGAUCCAGAUCAGGCUUCCAGUAAAAAACAGAAAUAGGCAACAAUCCCUAUCAGAAUCUGAUUUGUUAUUAGGACUCCAUCACAAAUUGAGUCUUUUUUUUUUUUCAGUGAGGUGGACUCAGAAUGUGAAUUCAGUUCUCAGUGCCUUAUGUGAAUCACCAAUUGACCCAGUUUCAGAGUGUUAUUUUUUCAUGCUCUCAAUGAAAGUAGCCUUCCUGGUAGCCAUCACGUCAGCCAAAAGGAUAAGGGAAAUUCUAUCAUCUUCCACCCUUUGUGAUUUUGAAUUAAACCAAUAUUUUGCCCCAAAGACAUUAGGAAUCCUCAAGAGAUUUAUCUUCCCAUGUUUUGCAAAGGCCACUCAUUGGAUGUUAAGAGAAUUUAGCAAUUUUAUUGGGAAAGAACAGGAUAUUUCAGAAAAUUGGAACACGUUUUGAUUACCUCCAGUGGUCCUAAUAAAGGAAAAGAAGCAUCUAAACAAACUUAGUAACAGUGGAUAACCACAGCCACUCAGCCAGCAUAUUUGGCAGCAGGUAAAACUCCAUAAAUUUGGAUUAAGGCUCAUUCCACUAGUGCCAUGGUGACUUAGUCGGCGGAUAUGCCACAUGCUUUUGAUAUUAUUGGUAAAGCAGCCGCGUGGGCCUUCUUGCAUAAUUUUUUCAAACAUUAUAGGCUAGACAAUUUGGCUUCUUUGGACUUUGCUGUAGGGUGAAAGGUGUUACAAGCAGCCGCUAUAAAGAAGCACUGUAGUGGACCUGGUCCUAUGUAAAUUUGGUUGCCCGUACUGCACUGUUCGUUCCCAGAAAUUGUACCCCCAUUUGUUUGUCGAACACUCUGUGUUCCCCUGGCUCCAUACCUCCCCUCUACCGAACGUAUCAUCUCCCUAGCAGAUGGCGGCCAUUUUGUCUCCUGAACAUUAACAGCGGUACUUAGCCCCAAACUUUGUGGAACUAGAUUUGGCCACUUGACCACGCGGUUCACAGUCUAUUGUCUCGCUGUUUUGCCCCACUUACAGACAUACCAUGAGAGUGCUGUGAUCCUUGUCUGCAGUUAGCACGGUCCUUUUGGGUACAAACAUGCACAGUCUUUAAAAGUAACUUAACUCCAAGCACUUUAUUUGGAAGUCCACACAGGAGACAACAGCAAAUGAAAACAUAAAUAUAACACAAAUCCCUAUAAACAAAAACCUAGCUCUGUCUGAGCACUAACUAACAUCAAGUUCCCUCUCUCUCAAGGGUUUAAACUAUAACAGAACAAAAAGUGGUUUCACCAACCUAGUGCCUUUUGUCAGCUCUCAGCACUCCAGUGUUUAAUCAGCCUGCUGCUUCCAGCCCUUCUAGAGAGAAACAAACAUUCUCCUCUACCUGCCUAGCAGGGAGGGGUUUAUUCCCACUGCUGCAGCUGAUUACCUGUAGCUGAGCAGUGGGUUGGAGACAGUCCAAAGCCUGGUCUGGACUUAGUCUCCCAAGAAAAAACAAUAAACAGUGGAGUGGAGCACUGGCCCACCCUGCUCUCCAAAUGCUCCACCCCAGGAGCCCAUAACUAAAUAUGCAUUGGGGUUAAAGAUCAUAUGCCUCUCUGAACAAUGCAGAUGAAAUAUAAACUCCCUCACAGACCACCCCAUUCACCUUAUUAAAACGCUAAUUGGAGAGAAGGUGGUAUGGAUAUGAGGAAUAAUCGCUCCCUUAGAGCCAGGGGGAGCACCUAUUUAUUUGACCACAGGAACUCUAGAUAUAUCACCGGCCAAGACCACUUUUUGUCUAAACUUCACCCAGGGGAAAUUGGACAAUUCCUUAUGGAUCCGCGCGCUUUUUGGACAACUUGGGUGCUCGAACAGGGAUGUAUGACGUGGGUUUUCUGUGUGUUUUACCGUAUUUUGGGGUGUUUUCUAUUUUUGUCUCUCUGAUAAUUUACUUACCGAUCCUUGACUCAAUUAUCUCCCAGACACAAACACUCCUGGGCAGGCUUACAAUGUAACUGUAUGGAGACCCUAUGAUGGGGGUCUGGCUAUAAAAGACCUUGCCUCUGAAUAAAAGUUGUUGUACUCCCAGAACUGUUUGUUGUCCAGUUAUUGUGAGGAAAAGAGCUUUUCACUAAUCAAAGCCUUGUUCCAGCUCGUGAAGGAUUCAACGGAGAAAGUCCUUGUAAGGACUAUAGCUCCACUACAAGCACCCUAUUUGUUAUUCUUAUUAUAUCCCUCCUGUACUGCUGCGAUACGACAGGGAAAAAAAUGAAAUUUUACUUACAAUAAAAAUUUUGUUCCUUGGUAGUAGUAGCAGUAGUCUAUUUCCUCUCCCUAUGUAUUCAUUAAAUUUACAUUUUUAUAUAUAGUGGUAUGUGUGAUUCUUUGGUUUUAUUGAAGAGGUCUGAUAAUAAACAAGGUUUUAUUAUGAAGGUGAUGUUCAGGGUUUACAUGAUAAUAAUUUUUAAUUAAGCAGUUUACCCAUUCAUGCAAGACUAUAACCCUUCUGUACUGAUGCUAAAACUCAGGAAAAAAAAAAGUCCAUGAUAAGUAACAUUUCUGUUUUGCAGUGCAAGGUUUCACGCCCCUUUCCCAGGAAGGUGGCUACCAAACAAUUGUUAGUCACCUACUUAGUGUGUUUACAGUUUAGGGGAGUCCAUAUCUCCUUAAGACAACAUAUCUCUCACACAAUACUCCUCAUUUGAAAGUGGGACAUACAUUUUCUCUUUCAAAUGAGGGACUUAUGCCAGGCUAAAAGAAUUGCAAUCACCUCUUUGCUACAAGACAUUUUUGGUGCUCAGCGCCCUGUUAUGGACGCCCUGUUGUAAGCUCUAGCUAGGUUAAAUUCCCCUUUAUGAAAGAUGAAAGCAGGUCUGCCAUCAGAAAUGUUGGGGCCUCUUAUGCAACUCAAGGUCUGGAUCCCCGGGGGCAUGCGUCCAAGCCUGCCCUCGGGACCCGCCUCCAAGUCCAUCCACAAGGAUGCAGUAUGUGUAGAGUGGUAACAGGGUGUUUGUUAUGAACGAAGUGUGUGUGUUUGUGUAUUGGAUGCAGUGUGUGUAACAUGGAUGCAUUGUGUCUGUAAUGUGGACAUGGUGUGUGUUAGUGCAUUGGUAGUGGAUCUAGUAUGUAUGUGUGUGUAGUGGAUGCAGUGUGUGUGUGUGUGUGUGUGUGUGUGAAGGGGAUGCAGUGUGUGUAUAUUGUGUAUAUAUAAAUUUAAAUUACAUUAUUUUUUUUUGUUGUGUAGAUACUUGUAGUAUCCCAAGUUGUACUGUUUUGGAAACUGAACUGAGAUUAAAUAUGUAUACAUUAUAUUUAUUAAAUGACAGCCAUGCUCUUAUUUACAACAUACAGUAUGGAAAAUAGCACAUAAAUGGUGUGGUUUUUUUUUUAGUUUGUUUUACAUUUUGUAAAAUGGAUUUAAAAAAAAAUAUUUUAAUUGUUCAGCAAACUAACUUUAUAUACUGAAAGUGCAUGAUAUGCCCCCAAAGAUUCACAAUAUGUGAGGGUAACAAACAAAAAUGCACUGAUAUUGCUGUUUAAUUACAGACAGUGUAAAAAACGUAAUAUCAUAUAAUCCAUAAUAGAGACUAUGUAACACAAAAUCUGGUCCCUAAUUCCAUUAUCACAGAGAUCAGCAUGCUUGAAAGCCAGGUAUGUGAUAGAAUAAAGAAAAUAAAUAGGUCUGUUGCUGUUGCCCAGUCAAUAUUAUGGAUUCUAUGACAGCCACUAAAGGUGUAGUACUGGGCAAAUUUAACAAUUGUCUGUUUUUGUAAAUGGCAAUGUGUUAUUGGCCAAUAAACAGGUAGGGUAUGUGCAUGGUAUGUGCAACAAAACAACUUGAAGAUGAGUAAAUUAUGGAUUGUGUUUAAGUGUGGAGCCUUCUGCCCACCAUUUAUAUUAAAUAUGCUGCAACUGCCUAAUCCCAACCCUUACAAUAACCCUCUCAUUAUAUAAUUUACAGAAUUUCACCUAUCAGCCCUCUUCCAACUGUUCGCAAGUUCCUACGAGACAGCAAACAACGGUAGCACGAUACCUGCGUUGUCUCUAUGCAAUGCAUCUAUCCUACUAUCCAGGAAAACGUGGUAUUUCUGGCAAUGAGAAUCCUGAUAUUGUGGCUUCUUCAGACUUUAAGUGCUGAGUUUACCCUGAGUCAAGGUAAAUACCGCAUGAGAACUGGGAACCAGGUAACUGGGGAGAGUUCGUGAGAUCCUGGGAGCUGUAGCCGGGAGAGUUUGUGAGAUUCCGGGAAUUGUGUAUCUAAUCCCUGGUAACAGUGGUUUCUAUUCAUUGUUAGGACUUUAUUUGGCAGAUAAGGCUUUGUUCAGGAAGAGCCUUGGGUACAUGAAUUGUCUGUGGUGUUGGCAACAUGCAGGCAAAUAUGUCAGGGUUAUUCACUAAAGUGAGAAUUGUCAGAAUUCAAAGUGAAUUUCGAAGCACGGAACACCAAAAACCACCAUAAGGUGUGGUAGUGGUUAUGGUGUCAGGAGUGCCCUGAUGUCCCACCCCAUUGUCAUUAGUUAAACCAUUUUAGAACAGUUUGAUGUAUUACCUGCAACCUUCCCAGUGCCGGUCCUGCUUCCACAUAGCAGCCAGGAGAGGCGGAAACGUCUGCUUAGGUGCAUCCAUUAAUGUGAGCUCAUUGGAUAAGAGCAUCUCAGCCAAUGAGCAAGCCCUGCACAGCCAGGCUUAGCUCAAAGAGAACUUUCACUUCUAGCUAUAGUUGAGAUGGGAAGUCCGCAGGUAAGAAUUAAAAUUGUUCUAAAAUGGUAUGAAUACUUAUGGGGGCGAUACCAGGGCAUUUCUGGCCAUCGUAACCACUGCAACAUGGUGAUUGAAAUAUUAACUUAAAGGGGUACUAUAGGCACCAAAAACACUGUAUCUUAAUAUAUAGGUGUUCUGAGACAUAAGGCCUGCCCUGCAGCCUCAGCAGUGUAAACACAGCCUAAUGCCACCUCUGGUGAGCCAUUACAGAGACUUCAUGGGUUUGGUCCUGCAAAGAUUGUUCUCCCUAGAGGUGCAUUAUUGACUCAGGUCAUUACUAUGAAGAGAUGCUGAUAGCCGCUGCACAGUGAUUUUCACACACUAGUCUCCCAAAGCUUUCACAUAGGGAUUGGCCAAGAUCAUUUGGACUGAUGAGCUCAGCCAGGGAGGUGGGGCGGCUGCUGCUAAAUUGGGGCAUGAGGGGAGGUGCGCCAGGGGAAUAAAGUUGAGUAAAAUGUGUGUGUGUGUGUAUAUAUAUAUAUAUAUAUAUAUACAGUUGCAAGAAAAAGUAUGUGAACCCUUUGGAAUGAUAUGGAUUUCUGCACAAAUUGGUCAUAAAAUGUGAUCUGAUCAUCAUCUAAGUCACAACAAUAGACAAUCACAGUCUGCUUAAACUAAUAACACACAAAGAAUGAAAUGUUGCCAUGUUUUUAUUGAACACACCAUGUAAACAUUCACAGUGCAGGUGGAAAAAGUAUGUGAACCCUUGGAUUUAAUAACUGGUUGAACCUCCUUUGGCAGCAAUAACUUCAACCAAACGUUUCCUGUAGUUGCAGAUCAGACGUGCACAACGGUCAGGAGUAAUUCUUGACCAUUCCUCUUUACAGAACUGUUUCAGUCCAGCAAUAUUCUUGGGAUGUCUGGUGUGAAUCGCUUUCUUGAGGUCAUGCCACAGCAUCUCAAUCGGGUUGAGGUCCUGGCCUGACACAGCAAAGCAGCCCCAAACCAUGAUGCCCCCACCACCAUACUUCACAGUUGGGAUGAGGUUUUGAUGUUGGUGUGCUGUGCCUUUUUUUCGCCACACAUAGUGUUGUGUGUUUCUUCCAAACAACUCAACUUUGGUUUCAUCUGUCCACAGAAUAUUUUGCCAGUACUGCUGUGGAACAUCCAGGUGCUCUUGUGCAAACUGUAAACGUGCAGCAAUGUUUUGUUUGGACAGCAGUGGCUUCCUCUGUGGUAUCCUCCCAUGAAAUCCAUUCUUGUUUAGUGUUUUACGUAUUGUAGAUUCGCUAACAGGGAUGUUAGCAUUUGCCAGUGACUUUUGUAAGUCUUUAGCUGACACUCUAGGAUUCUUCUUCACCUCAUUGAGCAGUCUGCGCUGUGCUCUUGCAGUCAUCUUUACAGGACGGCCACUCCUAGGGAGAGUAGCAGCAGUGCUGAACUUUCUCCAUUUAUAGACAAUUUGUCUUACCGUGGACUGAUGAACAGCAAGGCUUUUGGAGAUACUUUUAUAACCCUUUCCAGCUUUAUGCAAGUCAACAAUUCUUAAUCGUAGGUCUUCUGAGAGCUCUUUUGUGUGAGGCAUCAUUCACAUCAGGCAAUGCUUCUUGUGAAAAGCAAACCUAGAACUGGUGUGUGUUUUUUAUAGGGCAGGGCAGCUGUAACCAACACUUCCAAUCUCAUCUCAUUGAUUGGACUCCAGUUGGCUGACAUCUCACUCCAAUUAGCUCUUGGAGAUGUCAUUAGUCUAGGGGUUCACAUACUUUUUCCACCUGCACUGUGAAUGUUUACAUGGUGUGUUCAAUAAAAACAUGGCAGCAUUUCAUUCUUUGUGUGUUAUUAGUUUAAGCAGACUGUGAUUGUCUAUUGUUGUGACUUAGAUGAUGAUCAGAUCACAUUUUAUGACCAAUUUGUGCAGAAAUCCAUAUUAUUCCAAAGGGUUCACAUACUUUUUCUUGCAACUGUACCCUAUUUUGAAUACUUAGGUUGUCUACUUUUGCAAAUGGUAUGCCAUGAUGGGGUUCAUUUUCAUUCCUGGACUGCUAUACAGUUUCAAAUGCAGCCUAGGCCCAGCAAACCAAUCUGGCAAAUUUCAAUGGAAAAGGGAAAAGUCCUAUGGUUGACCCCUGUAAGCUUCCCAAACCCUAUAGCACCUAUACAUGAGGAGGGGGUGGGGGAACUGAUGUACUCGUGCGACAUUGCUAAACACUAGGGAUCGACCGAUUAUCGGUCUGGCCGAUAUUAUCAGCCGAUAAUCGGUAUUUUCAGCAAUAUCGGUAUCGCCCAAUAAAGAUAUCGAUAUUGCCGAUAAUAUGUACCAGGACCGCCGGGCCCAUGACAAACCCGGUGGUCCUGGAGGAGCCAGCAGCAAGCGCUUACUUACCUUCCCAGCAGCUCCCCAAUGUAACUCUUGCAAGUCCCGUGGCCGUCAGAGUGUUGCCAUGGGUUACUAUGGCAAUGCUCCGCACGGCACACAGGCCAUGGGAUUUACACAGGAGAGCUGAAGGGAGCUGUUGGGAAGGUAAAUAAGUGCUUGCUGCUGGCCCUCAAUGCACAGUCCAUGCCACCGGACCACCAGGGAAUGCUAUAUCCCCCCUCCCUGGCCAAGUAAGAAGCAGGGAGGGGGGACUAAAAAAAACACACACACACUGUAUUCAUUAUAUACACACACUACACAAACACACUGCAUUCACUAUACACACACUACACAAACACACACACUGCAUUCACUAUACACACACUGCACAAACACACACACUGCAUUCAUUAUAUACACACAACACAAACACACACACUGCAUUCACGAUACACACACUGCACAAACACACACACACUGCAUUCAUUAUAUACACACACUACACAAACACACUGCAUUCACUAUACACACCACACACUGCAAUCACUUCACGCACACUUCAUUCACUAUACACAUACUACACAAGCACACACUCUGCAUUCAUUAUAUACACACUACACAAACACUCACUGCACUUACUAUACACAUAUUACACAAACACACUCUGCAUCCAUUAUAUACACACUACACAAACACACACUGCAUCCACUACACACACUACACAAACACACACACAGCUCCCCUGUCUAAACACACUGCAUCCACUACAUGUGGCAUGUAUAUUUUGUGCAUUUACCUUUAGAAAUAGUUUCUUUUUCAAAAUGGUAAAUGUACAGAAUAUCGGUAAAUUAUUGGCUAUCGGCCUGGAAGUUAACAGAUUAUCGGUAUCAGCUCUAAAAAAAAAAAUCAAUAUCGGUCGAUCCCUACUGAACACACAUGUGUGUAUUUUACUGCAAUAAAAGCUAUUAGUAUUAUGACAGUUAAAAUGCCAUGCAGAUCUUGGUAAAUAACAAUAUUUUUUAAUUUCUCAAACCUUUUUAGAUUGUAUUAAUAUUAAAUUAUGUUUCAUAUAUAAAUAUUUGAUGUGAAUUGAAAGCCCUGUUUCUCCUGAACAAAAUGAUAUAUAAUAGGCAAUGGUGCACUUAAUAUGAAAGAGGUAAAUUAUGGUUGAACAGACAUGCAGUUCAAAUUCCAGGUUUUGUAUUGAUCAGAGAUUGUACAAUUGUUUCCGUCCUUAAGUGGUUAAAAAAGAAGCCUUUUCCUGAGCAAUUAAUUAAAAGGAUACUCCAGGCACCCAGACCACUUCUGUCCAUUGGAGUGGUCUGGGUGCCAACCCCACUUUUAUAAACUGCAAUAUUUACCUUGCAGAGUUAAGUCCUCCUCUAGUGGCUGUCUAUCAGACAACCACUAGAGGGACUUCCGUGUUCUUAGCUACGCUAUGUGAGGACCUCCAGCGUCACCGAAAUCCCUGUAGGAAAUCAUUGAAUAAUGCUUUACGUUUACGUAUUAACCCCUUCAGCAAUUCGGAAUGGGGGGUGGGAGAGAGAGGGGCACUCCAGGGUCCUGCAAUGCCAGGAAAACAAAUGUUUUCCUGGCACUGAAGAAUACCUUUAAUUGAUUACAACUCUCUAGCUGCUUUGAAAUGCAUUUCUCAACACACAAACUUCUGCUACCUUUGUUUUUUGUUUUAAGAAAGCAGUUACAGAGUCCUUCCUUUUUUAUGCUUGAAUUCCGAAACAAAUUAAUUAUCACAUGGUAAGAUUUUUGCAAUUUGAGCAAGGUUGCUAGAGGGUGGAAUCAAUAAUAAAGCCUCUCUCCAUGCUUACAGGAGUGCAGCCAUACAGUUUGAUCUGUAACAUUUGCUGUACUCCAUUGGAGAAGGAAGAGCACCUUUUUGGGACACUCCCUCUGUGAAGAUGAUGUUGCUGAUUUUUUUGGUCUUAUAUAUAUGGCAAAAAAAAUAAUUAUAAUAUACCUGGAACAAAGGUGAAGUUCUUAUGAAGUUAGAAAAUUAUUGUCUAUGAGCUAACCUAAUUUUGUGUACUUGUAUACAUAAGUUAUAUAGUUAUCUAUAGUGCUGCAGGUUUUGUGUAACCCUAAAGGGACACUAUACUCACCCAGACCACUUCAGCUCAAUGAAGUGGUCUGGGUGUCAGGUCCCUCAGGUUUUAACCCUUCAGAUGCAACAAUAGCAUUUUCAGAGAAAAAUCCAGCCUCUGCGCCUUCAUUGCGCAGAGCGUCCAUAUGAAAAGCAUUGAGAAAUGCUUUCCUGUGGACUCUUUGAAUGCGCGCGGCACGUGCUGCGCAUGUGCAUUCCGCUCCGCUGACGUCGGCAGGGGAGGAGAGGUCACCAGCGCCGAGAGAGCCCGGCGCUGCAAUAAGGUAAGCUGCCGAAGGGUUUUUAACCCCUUCAGCGCCAUGGGAGAGGGACCCUGAGGGUGGGGGCACCCUCAGGGCACUAUAGUGUCAGGAAAACCGCUUUGUUUUCCUGACACUUUAGUGAUCCUUUAAAAAACAAACAAAAAAACUAUUCAUAAUGUAUCAACUAGAUGAACUCAAAUUGUGAAGGGAAGUAAAUGGAGCACUCACAAGCAUAGAACUGUUAAGUCAGCUCUACUUAGCAAGCUUUCAGGCCCGGUACGGCAGUCACACCCCUCCUCAAUGCAAAAAAAUUCAAGAUAGUGUACACCAUAUAGCUUAAACAUAUAUAUGACAACUCACCCUUACUGGAGCCCUUUCUCCUGGCUCUGGUAGUGAAUCUCUGUGAAAUAAAAUUUCACACCAGCUUUUCUUGUGCUUAUAUCCCUUCUGAAAGCCGCGGCUUAUAGUCUCUGUGAAUGAUAUUUUGGUACAUCUCAUUUUACAAUUGUCGCCUUUACAGCAUGUUCUGUAAUCCUCAGUCAAGAGCAAGAUCAACUGUUUAAAUCAAAUCUAAAUGUAAAGGCUAAAGGUAACCAGGUGCCCUAUCCAUACAUGUUUCCAGUAAGCUAUAAGAAACUUAGCAUAACUAGGCACGUACCUGGUUCCCAAUGUCAUGCCACAGAUCUGUAGAAGAGACAUAAUAGUGCCAAUUUGCUCUGCAAAUAAACCUGUCUGUGGCUUGAACACUGUGAGUGCCUGGAGACUUUUUCCUUUUCUACUGUUAAACCAAUUUAGAAUUUGCUGGUUUUGUUUCAGUGCCUCUGGUGUCAGGUGGGAUUGAGUUCAGUACCUUUCACUUUUUAAAAGCAUGCCCCUUUCCCCCCCCUCCCCCCUUUUCUUUUUCGAAUUGUCAGUCAGCUUUCUGAUCAAUUUUAGAAAGAUUUAUCUGGUAGAGUUUAGGUCUAUCAAAGUCUUCAUUUUCUCAAAAGCUUAUCUGAGUGUUUUAGAAAAUGGUAGAUUAGUCUUUGAAAUGAAUAUGGACAAAUGUAGGAUGUAUUUUCCUGAAUCAAGUUAUAGCUCUAUAGGAUGUUUCAAAAAAUAUUUCUUUAAACUGAGCUUUCUCUUGAAUUUAUUCAGGUCAAUAUGCAGGUCAAAAUACACGAAUAAUAUUGGCCAAGAUCUGGAUCUGGUAUCUGAAUAUACUACACAUGUUCAAUGGCUUUUAUUGGAAACUACGUCAAAGACUAGGGCUACUGACAAUGCUAGAACCUGAUCCAGACCAUAUCAUAUGUGUAGCCUGGAAACUGAACAUAAUAUCCUGCUAGCUGGAGGUAUUGAUGGUGAGUUAGCUCAUAUUGUUCUUCAAGCUUGGAUGAAUUCCAAAUCACAAAUACAUGUGAGAAUCUGGCAAAAGUUCAGGGACUUGUGAAUAACAUCAGGCCAUUAGCACUAUCUACAUUCCAUAUUUUAACCACUUAAGGACCAAUGACGGAAUGAUUCCAUCAUGGAUGUCCUUUCCUUAAGGACCUAUGCAAUACUUCUGUCAUGUCAGAUUUUUUUCCCUGUUGGUAACAGGGGAACACCAGGUAUCAUUAGAUACCUAGGACUUUCCUGUGUAAGCUGGGGACAGAAUUGGUAGCCCUUGACUGAUCAAUGUUCUGUUUGUAGCAUUUAAAGUAAGCGCUGUAUACAGGAACAAUAUAGUAUCAGGAACACAAACAUGUAUUCCUGACACUAUAGCUUUAAAUCCCGAUUUAGGCCUCCGUACCGACUCUUUAAAAAGGUGAUUUUACGGUAUUUUUAAGUGCCGCUUCAGUCUCGCUGCAGAUGUCCCCGCCUCACUCUGCCUCCGUGGCUAAGAUCAAAUUUGAUUAUCUGAACCAAUCCAAUGCUUUCCCAUAGGAAAACAUUGUGAGGCUAUUGCGCAUGCACAGCAAAAUGCAGCGCUGUGCCAGUCAGCAUCUUCUCUUAGAGAUGCAUUGAAUUAUUGCAUUUCUAUGGGGAGUGUUCAAUGUAGAAACUCUGACCCAAGAAGCACCUCUAGUGGUUGUCUGAGUGACUGCCACUGGAGGCCUUGUAAGACAGUAAGGUAAACACUGCCUUUACUCUAACAAGGCAGUGUUACAUUAAAAAGCCUGCAGGGACAUUCUAUGCACACCAGAACAACUGCAUAAAGCUGUAGAAAAACCCAUCCCUACCUUUAGUAUAUGACAAGAUCCUUCAGCCAUAUACAUGUACCUUUGCUACAAAGUAGUUUGAGCAAGGUUAAAUACCUGCUUACAUCGUGGAGUCCUAAGUAUCAAAUAUUUUUAGUGGCGAUGGACUGCGUGCAGCACCUUGUCUUGAGUCAUCCAAUCAAAAUUUUUCUGCAGUUUAUUUUCAGCAAUAAUUUGCAUAUCUCAUACCAAAAUUAUUAUUUAAAAUGUCUGAUUUUCAUUUACUCACAAAUCAAAAUCAAAUGGAGAGACACAAUUAUAUUAAAUAGCUAGGUGCAAGCCAAAUAAACACUCCCCCAAGUGUUUGAAAAUCCAAAUAUCAAAUAAUAUAGGAAUGCACACUAUACCAACUUCAAACAGUAAUUAUAAUCAGGCUUUAUUAUGUACAAAAUUACUAUAGUGAUAAACAAAACCAGACAUAAACAAAAUAACAGAAGUAGAGGCAAUACAAUAAUACAAUGGUACAAUACCAAAAAAUCCACAAGACAGAAACACGAGUCACCAAACCCCCCAACGUUUCGGCACCAACUGGCUUCCUUUAUCAAGGGUACCUGUAUCCAUGUUCCAAUGCGUCUGUUUAUAAAGCCCUCCUACAGCUGACCAUCUGUGGUUGCUCUGGGUGGAGAGCAGAGGGACCUCUCUUCAGUGGCAUGUUUCUUUUUCUCACCCCCAGCCGCUCCAUGUGUCUCAUUCUCUCCCGAAGCCCCACCAUGUGUCUCACUCUCCUUCUAGCUCCUCUAUGUGUCUUAUUCUCCCCCAGGCCCUCCAUGGGUCUUAUCCCCCCUCAGACCCUUAAUGUGUCUCAUUCUCAUCCACCCAGCACCUCCAUGUGUCUCAUCCCCCAGAUGUGUCUCAUUCUCAACCGCAGCCCCUCCAUGUGUCUCAUCACCCCCUUGGCCCAUCCAUGUGUUUCAUCCACCCCCCCAGCUCGUUCAUGUGUCUCAUUCUCUCUCUCCCAGCUCCUCCAUGUGUCUCAUUCUCCACCAGCUUCUCAAAGUGUCUCAUUCCCUCCCAGACCCUUCAUGUGUCUCACCCCCAGUCUCUCCAUCCUUCCCAUCCCCUCCAUCUUAUUUCCCUGUCCACCUGUGCCUGCGGACAUCCCUGUAGCGUGGAUGUGUGGACCACAGUGGUGGAGCUAUUGUUCUUGUACCCAGUCUAACAGAUGUGCUCACUGAGAGCACUUCCUGUCAAUCCAGGUAGAGUAUCUUCUGUAUGCAGUCUGCUUGGCCACGCUACAUACAGUGACUGUCAGGAGUGCUUGCUAUGAGCUCCCUUGUCAUCCACUCACCUGGCGACUAGAUGUUCCAGGCUGGUGCAGCUGUGACCUCCUGGUGUGAUGGGCCUGGUUGUAGCUGUGACCCCUGCAACCGCAGUAGUUGCGCCAUUGCCUCUUCUUUUUGUUUGUUUAAUUAAAUCUUAUUUGGCUUUUCACAUAAUAAGACAGAUUACAUAACCUCUUUUUUUACUUUUCCUGUCUCUUAGUUCCUCAGCUUUGAGUGCCAGAUGGGAAUAGAAAUUGAGAGUCGGACGGCAGGAAAUCCUUUUUUUUUUAAAUAGGGUUUUCUCCAAAUCUGUACAUAUGCUAGAAAAACUGCUUGCACAAUGCAUAAAGAAAAUUUCAAACUCUUUCGAAAGAGCUAAUCACUAAUCAGUUUAGCAGAACUCAAAGAUGAUCUCUGUUUAGAUACAUCCAGUGAGAGCAGCAAUGUCUCUUUUCCAUAAGGUUGCUGGGAAUUUUUGAAUGGGGUCAAACUUUGAAGACAUCCUUUUGUUUUCAUUUUAGAAUUUGCUUUUUGCUGUGCCACUGCUCCUAGCUCUAAACCUCAUGCCUAAAUUCUAACAAAACACUAUUGCUAAAUCCACUAACCCUAAACUAUCUCUAACCCUGACUCUCGUCUAACUUUAAAUUCUCUAAAUUAAUCCAAGCUAUACCUGUUCAGUAUCUAUGGUUAGCCCGUAUUAAAACUGCUCAUACGGUUAACUAACCCUAGGGCCAACCCUGAGGCGAGAGUUAGCAUUAGCUAAGUAGAGGUGCAGGGCUGGUAGAAUUUGACCAUAAUUCCUUUGCUCUAGUAAUAAACGGAGAACCAGCAUCAGUUUGCUCACUGCAGUAAAAGUCCACAUAGUGUCGUGGGGACCAUUCACUUCUUGAUUUUUCUCUGCAGCUGUUUAAAGUCAACAGCAGUGUGAGAGAGCGGCAGGAAGCAUGUGAAGCCAUGCCAGUACUUUACAGGCAAUCACUGCAAUGCCACCAGCUCGAUACAAACUUUUCUGUCUUAGCUGCUGAUAUAAGCUUUUAUCUGCAAUGCAAAGAGCGAUCAUAAGCUAAACAGUUGCUCACUGACCAAUACUAGGUCCAGGGUAACACAUGAAUGGAAUCUCACCCUUCCUAUCAUAAAUAUUUUAAAGCUUAUCAUGGUUCCUCCACAGCAGUAGGUGUGGUGUGGGAAAGUAGCAGCUGACACCAUUCAUACUUAUCCCAGCACAUGCCGCUGUCAGUUAUCUGUCAUAUAAACUCCACAUGUAGGGAAAGCAACAUAUGUGUUUUGUGUGUGUAGCUAAUUCGGUAUGCGUGGGAGAGCGUGACUCAAGGUGUGGGGGUGUAUGGCUAAUUAACCCAUUAGUAACACAGCCUUGUUUUGCUUGUUUUGUAGGCCCAGUUCUGAGGGAAAGGACUUAUAUUAUAUACUAUAUUACAGAUUUGUCAGCGGGAAAAUGGGUGCAGGCAGAGCCAACUUUAUCAUGUUAUGCUGACACAUACAGCCUUGUCUGAGGACAUCAGAAUGCAUUGUUAUUAAGCCGAUUGUAAUUAAUGGAGCUGAAGCAAUAGGUGGUGAUCUGAGUGAUGGUGGGCUACCUUGGUUGCUGGAUUGGUAUAUGACCUCAUAAGGUCAUAGGUUAAUUCCCCUGCUCAAGGCCAUUUAUCUCAGUGGUUCCUAAACCAAUCCUCACACACCCUUCCUCCCAAGUUCAGGAUUUAGGGAUUCCCCAGUUGUGUCUUUAGAAAAAAAAUCACCUUGGACAUAAUUGGGUGAUCUCUAAAUACUGGGCUGAUAGGAGGGACAUGAGAACUGGUUUGAGAAUCACUGGUUUAUCUUAUACUAGUGGUGCACACAUGGCUAACUCCUUGGUCACUGAUACCCCAAGGUUCCAUGCUAUGAUGGUAAUGAAUGAUUUUUUUUGUAACUUGAUGGAGACUUUUUCUUUUUUCUCUUGCAGUCUCAGUACAUGUAGAGGGUGAUGUCCAGGCUGUCCUGUACUCCGAUGUUGUACUGCGCUGCAGAGUGGAGACGCAGGAGCAUGUGACCCAACUCACAUGGCAGAAGAAAAAGACUCCCAACAAUGAGGACUUCCUGACUUACAGCAAAGGAGAGCUGCCAGUAUAUCUCACACCAUUUGCACAAGAGAGAGUGAAAUUUCUAGGAGGCGGUGACCAGAGUGGUAAUAUUCUCAUCCGCAAUGUGACAUUAAAUGACGAGGGAAUCUACCUCUGUAGCUUCAGCACCCACCCGACUGGGACAAGAGAGAAGGAGAUUAAACUGACUGUUCAAGGUAAGGGGGCAGGAAUUAUCAUUUAUUAAAGGAACACUAUAGUCACCUAAAUUACUUUAGCUAAAUAAAGCAGUUUUAGUGUAUAGAUCAUUCCCCUGCAAUUUCACUGCUCAAUUCACUGUCAUUUAGGAGUUAAAUCACUUUGUUUCUGUUUAUGCAGCCCUAGCCACACCUCCCCUGGCUAUGAUUGACAGAGCCUGCAUGAAAAAAAAAACUGGUUUCACUUUCAAACAGAUGUAAUUUACCUUAAAUAAUUGUAUCUCAAUCUCUAAAUUGAACUUUAAUCACAUACAGGAGGCUCUUGCAGGGUCUAGCAAGCUAUUAACAUAGCAGGGGAUAAGAAAAUCUUAAUUAAACAGAACUUGCAAUAAAGAAAGCCUAAAUAGGGCUCUCUUUACAGGAAGUGUUUAUGGAAGGCUGUGCAAGUCACAUGCAGGGAGGUGUGACUAGGGUUCAUAAACAAAGGGAUUUAACUCCUAAAUGGCAGAGGAUUGAGCAGUGAGGCUGCAGGGGCAUGUUCUAUACACCAAAACUGCUUCAUUAAGCUAAAGUUAUUCAGGUGACUAUAGUGUCCCUUUAAGGAACAUCUUUUAUACAAGGCAAUUCACAAAGAAACUGGUAAGUUUUUGAAUUUCGAUUUAACUUAACACCUUCUUUACCAUCAGCUAGAAUUCAACUGAAGAGUUGUACUUUUAUAACAUAGCAAACCAGCAGGUUCGUGAUAAAACCACACCAACAGUGUACUAAAUGGAAAUUUACAAAGCAUUUCCAAUAUUCUGAGGCACUCCAUUAACUGUUCUCUAAACCACACUUCCAGCCAGGUCAAUCAUGGAGUGGAUGGCAGGGGAGGGUGGUGGUGGUGGGGGGGGUGGUCACAAUAUCAAGACCUUGUCAUGGCCAGCCCAACCUGCAGACCAUAACCCAAUUGAAAACCCCUGGAAUGUGAUCAGGAGGAAGAUAUAUGGUCACAAGUCAAACAAAGCCGAGCUGCGUGAAAUUUUUGCAACAGGAGUCAUCCAACAGCAAUGUGAAAGGCUAGGAGGGAAAAGAUGCAGGAAAGCUGUGAUUGGAAAUCAGGGUUAUUCAAACACAGAUUGAUUUCUGAACUAUUCCUAAGAUAAAACAUUAACAAAAAAGACCAUAUUUUUAAUAGGAAUUUGGGAGGUAAGUUGUCAGUAGAUUAUAGAAUAAAACAAAAAUGUGUAUGCAACUCAAACACUGUAAAUACUAAAACCAGAUAAAUGUUUAAUUUUGCAGUUCUCUCUCUCUCUUUCUCUCUCUGGCUCUUAUACCAUCCAUGAUCCAUGAGGUCCAAUUGGUGUUGAUAUACAAGUAAAUAUAAAUCAAUAUGUUAUAAAAUUACAAUUCCUUCAUUCCUACAUAAAUAUACACUCAGAUUUAAAAUCCACCACUUUCCACUUUCUGAGGUCUAAAUCUCACAAAUAUCCCUGUGUUUUGCCGACACAGAGACUCUGUCCCCUGUGAUGUUCCAACAUGGUGAUGUAUUGACACUUUUAGAGAAAGGUCAGGCAGUUCUAUGGUCGGAGAUAUGAUUGUGGGCUCUCACCAAUCUAGGGAGGAAUAGAAAAUGCAUUUCUUACAAAGCAAAACAUUUUUAUUAUUACUUACAGUACAGUCUUGCAAAUAAAUCUCUUAUCUUUUUAGUUUAUCCAGAAAUCCUCGUGGGACCUUCCAUGAAUCCAGUAACGGUUGGUGAUUCUCCUCAGAUGAUGGGCUACUGUAUUGCUAUAGCAGCAAAACCGGCAGCAAAUAUUCAAUGGAUCAUAAAAGGUUUCUCCUAUAGUUUAGACAAAAAUACAACACGCCAUGAAAAUCUGACUGUGACAACCAUGAGCUACUUAAUGAUUCCACCCAGUCUGGAACUCUACGGUCACAAUGUUACCUGUGUGAUCACUCAAGAGAACGUCCAACAGCAGCAGGAGAGAAUGUUCAACAUACGUAACAUCCAUUGUGAGUAUGGCAUGCUUUUCCCUUUCUAGUUGCAGAGCUAGAAAUUAAAUUAUAGUUUAAAUCUAUUUUAUGGAAUCUACUCAGUAUCUUAGUUAAACAUGUUGAUUCAAUGGGAUUCAUUCACUGGCAACCGAGCCACAAAUGAAUGCUGUCCAGUUGUCACAGUUUGACUGUUUUAACCCAUUUGGCUAUUCACGAAAGGCAAAUUAAAUAAUUUCAAGUGAAAUUUGCACUUCUAUUAUCUGGUGAAAGCAGCAAAAUCUCCAGCCAAAACUGCUAUUCACAAACAGCUGAAUUGCAAUUGCAUUUGAUUGGUUGUUGUUCCAUUUUCCCUGAUACAAAAACCUACUUAACCCUAAAUGAAUAUGCUAUCCUAUGGGGUUUUAAAAGACGCUGGACAUCCUUGAACUCUGUGAAGCUGCAUCUACAGGGCUAAGGGGAUAGGGACAGUGCACCCAGACCACUUCAAUGAGAUGACGUGGCUUGGGUGCCUAUAGUGUCCCUUUAACACCGUAUGUGACACUGAAAGACUAAAUUGGCAUAGAAGAGGUUAAUAGGUUUUAGGUUGUGGAGUUGUUUUGUUUGUAAGUUUAAUUUAAUUAUUGUAGCCUGGCACUUUGAGUUAGUGCUGCCAAGACACUCUGGGGUUGGUGGCAUUUUAUUAAACUUAUUAUUGCUAUAUGUUGUUAUGUUUUAUCCAGUAGGUUUCCCUAAAUAUAUAGUGUAACAGAGUAUAGCUGACUUCGAUCAUUUAUCCAGUUCUCUAUUUUGAUCUUAAAGCAGCACUGUCAAUCCCCCACCUCCUUCUCCCCUCCUCCCCUGCCACCCCCCCUUGAAAAAAUGUGCAUUUCAUAAAGAUAGAAUCUUUGUGAAUUUGGCCAAGUCCCCAGACUGUGACAGUGCCGCUUUGAACUUGAAAUUCACUUUCUGUUCACUUAGUGGCGGAUCCAGAGCCAAAUCUCGGGAGGGGCACUUGUAGAUUAUUUAAAGAAAUAAUCCAUGCACAAUAACCACUUCAGCUCUGUGUAGUGGUUAUGGUGCCAGGAGUGCCGGGACCUCCUCCCAGAGUAAGUAGUCAAACCGUUUAAGAACAAUUUGACAACUUACCUGGGGUCUGCUCGCAUAUGGGGUUGUAAUAGGGCAUAGGAGCAGUGGUGUGUGUGAGUUGUGCAAUGUGUGAGGGAUGCAGUGUGUGAAUGUGUAGGGUGUGUGGGAGGCAAUGUGUGUAUGGGAGACUGUGUAUGUGUGUGGGGGCAGUGUGUGUGUGGGGAGGCAAUGUGUGUUAGUGGGGGCAAGGUGUGUUUGUGUGUGUGUGUGGCAGUGUGUGUAAGGGUGGCUGUGUGUGUGUGUGUGGUGAGGAGGAUAUGGGGGCUUUUUAAAUAAUUUUUUUUAUAUAGGUGGUCCGUGGGAAAUUCCUGGUGGUCGCAGUGGUGAGAGUGAACUCUAGCCUGCAGUUCCAGUUCUGGCUAGAGUUCACUCUCGCGAGAUCCAGGGCGUUACCAUGGUAACCGUGGCAACAAACCUUGCUUGUGAAAGAAGGACCCGGAGGAGCUGCAGGCUGAGCUCCCGGGUCCUCUCUCCCUCCCCUGCCGACUGCUCACACGGUGCCUGCGGAUCGUGGAGGGAGAUCUCUGAUCUCCCCUCCGGUCCAUGAAGGCACAUUGCAGGGCCGGUGCUUGGACAGUGCCAGCCCCGCAUUAUCCGGCAGGGGAGAGCCUCAGGGGUUGGGGGGAGGGGGCAAUUCCCCCGUUGCCGCCUCCCCCCCUGGAUCCGACAGUGAUUACUUUGAAUUCUCAUUUUAGUGAAUAAUCCUGUAAGACAUACGUGAUGUUUUGGGAUAGAUGAAAAUUAGUUAUUCAGCAUUCCCUUUAGUGACUGUCUGAGAGUUGUGGGAGAAGAAAAGGAUCUAGCAGAAUUUCUGGAGGAUAAUGCAUAGAGCCCUUGCGGACAGAGAUUUAUGUAAAGGAACACUAAAGCAUUAGGAGGUGCUUCCCCUCCUUGCUAUCCAAAGGUAAAACAGUACUUUACCUUACUUUUUCUCCCUUGAACCCCGGUCUUCGCACUGGAAUCCCUCAUCCAAGGCUGAGCUUAUCAAGACUCAUGAUCUCAGUGUUUUCCCACAGGGGAAGGCUAGUGUGCUUGGCUGCAAAAUGUUGAGCUGCAUCAGUCUGAUGGUCUCAGGGGACGUGCCUCUAGUGACUGUCAGAGUGACAGCUACUUGAGAAAUCCUGCAGAAUGCCAGUAUUUUAAAUUACACGGUUUAACAAACAGAAGCACCCAGACCCAGGACACUUAAGGGUUUUUAUUAAUUAAUCUAUAGUCUCUAUUUAGGAGGGUGCUCGGUUGGCUUCACAAUAAUGUGCUGCUUAGAUAUGGUAUAUAUUAUGUAUUUGUCAUACUAAUCAUGUUCUUAAAAGUGGAAAAUUAUAUGUAAGAGCAUUUCUUUGACAAAGUUGUUUUAUUCUAAAUUAUGAGUGAUCCAAAGUGAAUCAUUGUAAUAUAGUCAAUAACGUCUUAUGUAAUACAUGCAAGCUUUUUUGUUGUUUUGUGUUAGAUGCUCCUUUGAAUGUAAAUAUUAGAGUAAUUCCGAGUGAGGAACAGAUGUUGCAACUUUCCUGUGAAUACGAUUCCAAUCCUCCGGCAUCCAAAUUUACCUGGAGAUGGUAAGCAACCAUACUUUAUGUUACAUACUUAGCUGUUGAUGCACCAGUUAUUUAUGUUGAUACAUUUUAAUUGAGUUUUAACAGUGUUUAUAUUAUCCGUUGUAAUAAAAAUAUACAAUUUCCCCUCUCUCCCCCCUCAACAAAACCGUACAUCUAGAUUCUAGAUCAUGGGUGUCCAAAGUUUUUGUUUCCACGGGCCACAUUGAGCGAAGGGGAAAUGUCACAUAUGUAUGUACAUAUACACGUAACCACAGAUAUACACAUACACACAUAAUCACAGCUAUACACACACAUAUAAUCAUAGACCUAUGCACACAUACACUCACAUAUCUAUACACACACACAUAAUCACAGACCUAUACACACACAUAAUCUUACAUAAGCACAAACACAAUCACAGACCCACACACGAAAACAUACAUAUACAGACACACAAUAACAGACCUGUGCACACAGUAACAUACAGAGACACAAUCACAGAUGCACACAAUCACAGACAUAUACUCAAUCACACACACCAUCACAGACCCACACACAUACAAUCACAGACAAUCACAUACACACAUAAUUACUGGCAUACACACACGAAAAUCACAUCCAUACAUAUACAUUUAGGAAUUAAGACAUUUAGGAAUCCACCCCGCUUCCCUGUAUUGCUCUGGAAGAGCUGGAGUGGUCAGUGAUUGCUGCUGUGAUGGGAUCACUGUGCUCUUUCUGCACAGGUCCCUCACGUGCCAAGUUGAGAUGCUCAAUAACCUGAAGUUUAGCAGUAGUAGUUUCUAUCACAAUGAAUAUUCUAUUUAAGGAACAUGUUUCACUUGACAAUUAAAAAAAAUUUAAAAAAUUUGAAACGAUCAAGCAAACACUUUUGAACAAAUAUACAAACCAAAAAAAAAUAAGAAAAAAUGUGCAAAGUAUGUAAUAAAUAUUGCUAAACUUGCUAUAAACUUGAUCAUAUUGCAUUGUUGGGCACACCUCUCAGCUAGGGAAGUUUCUUCAGCCUCCUCCCUCUUACUUACCAGGGCCGGACUGGCCCACCGGGAUACCGGGAAAUUUCCCGGUGGGCCGUCGGCACCUGGGUCCGGGGAGACAUUUGGUGACCUGCGGCCGCAGGGAGAACUUCGAUGGCGGCUGCAGGGAGAGCUCUUUCGGCGGCCGCAGGGGGAGCAGGCUGUUCUGUCUUUGCUCCCCCGCCCUCGCGCGCUAGUUAAUUAGACCGGGGCCGGAAUAUGAUGAGGCAGCGCAGGGGAAUGGCAAGCUAACCUGGCAGGACACCAGGUAAAGCAAAGCCAACCCUGCUCGCCUCCCGCCGACAUGCUGCAGAGCCGUUCCUGCCCGCCUCCCGCCCUCAUUCCGCAGAGCCGGCCAGCCGCCCUUUACCCUGCGUGACCUCAGCGCUGAGAGGAAGUUAUUACAGCUCCCUUCACUUCCUCUCGGCGCACACGGGGCUGGAGAGAGAGUAGGAGGCGGAAGCAGGGAGUCUGGAAUGGCGGCUGCCUACUCCCAUUAGCUGCAGCCAGCCCCACUAACAAGAUGUCACCUGCUGCUGCCCAGUCCCACUGGAGCCCAAGGGAGUCACCCUCCUGGGCUGAAAAGGUAGGAGGGUUGCUAAAAAUAUGUAUUUUUCUUCUCUAAUUUCUGUAUAUCUGUCAUGUCUGUAUGUCUGUAUGGGUAUUUAUCUGUGUGUAUGUAUGAAUGUUUGUGUUUGUGUAUGUAUAUAUUUGAGUGUAUCAAUAAUAAUACUUUGUGUGUGUGUCUGUCUCCAUGUCUCUGUCAGUGUGUGUGUGUGUCUGUCUCCAUGUCUCUGCAGUGUGUGUGUGUGUCUGUCUCCAUGUCUCUGUCAGUGUGUGUGUGUGUCUGUCAGUGUGUCUCUCUCCAUGUUUCUGGCAGUGUGUGUCUGUCAGUGUGUCUCUCUCCAUGUCUCUGUCAGUGUGUGUGUCUCUCUCUCUGUGUGUCUCUCAGUGCCUGUCUCUGUCAGUGUGUGUGUGUGUCAGUCCGGGUGUCUGUCAGUGGAUGUGUAUGUUUAGGUCACCAGCCACCUCCGAUCGCAAUGGGAAUUAUGUUUUUACACAUCUUUUACCUAGCGCCGUACCGGUCUCGCUGUAGCUGGCCCACCUUCAUAGCUCAGAUUAUCAAUUACCAAUCAUCAUCUCCUCAUAGAGAUGCAUUAAAUUAAUUAAAAGCAUCUCUAUGGGUAAUGUUCAGCACCUCCAUGCAGAGCGUGGAAACGCUGACUGUAGGUGCUGCUCAUUGUGCACUACGAUAGGAGACACUUUAGUGGCCAUCUGAGUGACAGCCACUAGAGGUGUUACUGGACAGCAACGUAAAACUGCCUUAUCUCUGAAAAGGCAGCUUUAACAUUGAAAAUUCUACAGGGACAGGCUAUAUACACCAGAGCCAUUACAUUAAGCUGUAAUGGUUCUGGUGACUAUAGUGUUCCUUUAAGAAUUGUAUUUUUGUUGUGAGGAUGGGGCGGGGGGGAAGGGGGGAGAAAAGCUGGCUCCUAACUUUUUUAGCUGGCUCCUAGAUUGAAAGCAAAUUUGUCAAGCCCUGAUAUAUAUAUAUAUAUAUAUAUAUUAUAUAUUGCUUUUUCUAAUAUAAAAUAUUGGUCCUUUCAGAGUAAAACAUUUAAUUAUACAGUAAGCAUACUCACAUGCAGACACAGACAAUCUGACACAAGCUGAUUGAUAGACAAACAAUCUCACUGAUAUACAUAAGCUCAUUGACAUAAAAACACAAGCUCACUCACUAGCAGGCACACACACAGCUUAAUGUAGUGGUUCUGGUGUCUAUAGCCUGUCCCUGCAGGCUUUUGAAUGUAAACACUGACUUUUCAGAGAAAAGGCAGUGUUUACAUUGCUUCCUAGUGACAGACACUCAGACGGUCACUAGAGGCGCUUCCCGUGUCAGUGCGGAUUGGCUGAGAUCAUCAAGCUUGAUGAUCUCAGUCAUAGAGGCAGGGCCAGUCGAGGGGAGACCAGCACGACGUUGGGAGAAAAAAAAAAAAAGGUGAGUAAAACAGUAUUUUUAAAAACACACACAGACACCAUGACAGACACACACACACACACCCCAUGACACAUACAUAUACCAUGACAGACACACACACACACACCAUGACAGACAUGCACACACCUUGACACACACAUAUACCAUGACAGACACACCAUAACACAGACCAUGACACAGACAGACACACACACCCACCAUGACACAGACAGACACACACACCAUGAUACAGACACAUAUGACACAGACACACACACCAUGACACAGACACACACACACACACACCAUGACACAGACAGAGACACACACACCAUGACACACAGACACAGACACCAUGACACAGACAGACACACACACACACACCAUGACAGACAGACACACACAGCAUGACACAGACAGACACAUACACACACACACACCAUGACAGACAGACACACACAGCAUGACACAGACACACACACUCCCAUUGACAGACUGACAUACAUACUUUUUGCUACCUGUGGGUGGGCAGACAGAUAGGUGUGCUGGCGGCUGCAGGGAGAACUUGGAUGGUGGCCGCAGGGGGAGCUCUUCUGGCGGCCGCAGGGGGAGCUCUUCUGGCGGCCGCAGGGGGAGCAGGCUGUCUCUGCUCCCCAGCGCGCAGCUUAAUGAGACCGGGGCCGAAAUAUGACAUCAUAUGCCUCUGCAGGAAGGAAGUAAUUAGUUAUUCAUUACCUCCUGGCGCACACAGCACUGCACUGGGAUCGACACAGGAGGAGGAGGGAACGGGCUGACCAAUCCCAGGUGCCAGGACAAAAUAUUGAGUCGCCAUGGCGACCGGGCGCCUGGGAUUUGUCGAGCCCUGAUAUAUAUAUUACUCAAUCAUCUGGGGAGGCAAGACAUAGCCUUACAUAUUACAUGCGACAAUAUAUGGCGCAAUGGCUUAUGGGGCUGGCAUAGAUUUUUUUUUUUCCAGGGCUGCUUUGUAUCCCUAGUCCGGCCCUGUUACUUACCCACCAACCAGUCCACUAAUGACAGAAACAUGACUUCAUUGUGUAGCAGCAGUAACUACUCAUUCUUCCUGCACUGGCUAAGAUAGCAGGGCCGAUAUUGUGGGUACUGUAGGGUAGUGGUGGGCUUAACACAAUAUGGUCUUAUUGUGUAACUGAAUCCCCAUAUUUGUUAAGAUAGGUGAUUAUAAGUAGCCUUGCAACAUUUAAAACUGUAUUUUUGUUUUUGUGUGUGCGCUGUUCCUUUGACUGUAUCUUGUAUAGAUUGUGGUCUUUAAUGCAGUACCACUUCUUAGAAAUGUUUGUUCUGGGUGUGCCCCCAAUUCCUUUUUUCUUGACAUUUUUUUCCAGAUUAGGGUUUCUCUUAUAUCUUGCAAGUUAAGGCUAAAUAAGAUCACAAUCACAAAUAUUUACCUCUUUCCCCUAAUUGUUUGCUCAACGUAGGUGGUCUGUGGUAUUCAUAAAGUUGCAUCUGAGAGGGACUACAAUUUGAUUUAUAUUAAGACAGAGGAUGAAUGAAAUACAUAGUAUCAUUAUGAAUAUACUUUAUUGCCUUUCUGUAAGUGUAAUGUAAAUGCUGUCUUCAGAACCUAUAUUUUAAAUGCUACAUAUACUCAGAACAAGAUAUAUUGCUAAAUUGAAAACUGUUUGACCAAAAUUGUGGUCCCUUUCUGGAUUCCAUAAUAUCAGCCAAUAGACACCAGGUGGGGCCAUGGAAGCAACUUGCUAUUAUGAAGUGGCCUCAAUCGCUAUUUAAAUAUUUUUAAACUUUGCUAGCUAUUAAAGGGAAAUGUAUUAAUAAUUUUUCAUUCAUAGUGCAGCCUGUUAUGACCUAGAUGGGCACAGACCCUUACCACUGGUCCUCUCAAACCAUUCUCCCUUUGACUCCUUGUAACAGUUCUCAAGUCCCAGAUUUUAAAUCAUUCUCAUAUCAACCUGCUGUUAUUCUGGAAGUCAAAGCCAUUGAGAUGAUUGUGUCUUUGUCAGGAUUACAGAAUGAUCCAGCACGUAGAAUUGUAUAACACAGAGGACUGAUAGGUAACGUUUACCGGACAGUAGAAUGGCCGGACUAACGUACCAAAGAAUAGUCAGGAAUAGCCGAGUUCAAGGGAAACAGAAAGAGACACAACGAUAAGGAAAAGCCAGGAGUCAGGGAUGCCAGAAAACAGGGAAGUCAAAAACAAUGCCAAAGUCAAAUAACCAGAAUUACCAGAAUCAAUAACGCGCUCUCGGACAACCACAAGGGAAACCACGACAAGGCACUGAGCAGGAUGAGAACUGGGCCUAAAUACCCCUCCUUUAGUUCUGAUAGGCUGUAACCGGCCUUUAACCCCAAAGUUAGUUACCAGGUUACCAUUUGCAUAAUUGCUGCUCAGCAUUAACCCUUCUGUGGAUUAGGUUGCUGCUCGGCACAACUUUUCCUAUGUGGACAGUAAAUGUCAUUAACCACAUUUUUAUAAGCGGAUGAAUACGUGACAGUCUUAGAGAGCUUCAACUGAUUAACUCUCUAAGACAGUGCAAUAUAGGAAACAGUUACGUGCUAUCAUCAUGGAAUUAAAUGAAUGGAGAUAGCUGUUUGAGGGUACAAUCACAUUGGUCUUGAUCCGGACAAUUAAUUAAAACUAUUCCGACUUGUCGGAGGUGAUACUCCUGUUGCCCAAAAAUUCUUAAUGGUCACUAUUUUUUGUUCUGGUUUCAUUUAAUUUACUCUAAGAAAAAAGUUUUGCAGUAUAAUUCUGCCUCCUUAGACUGAUAUAUAUAUAUGUGUGUGUGUGUGUGUGUAUAUACAGUUGCAAGAAAAAGUAUGUGAACCCUUUGGAAUGAUAUGGAUUCUGCACAAAUUGGUCAUAAAAUGUGAUCUGAUCAUCAUCUAAGUCACAACAAUAGACAAUCAGAGUCUGCUUAAACUAAUAACACACAAUGAAUUAACAAUUACACCUAAAAAUGGGAAUAAAUAUAUAUAUAUAUAUAUAUAUAUAUAUAUUGUAUCAUUAAAUGAUAAAUGCUGGAUUUUUACAUAUGAUUUGAAAUAAAAUAAAUUACUCAUAUAUGUGUGAUGUAAAGAGUCUUCUUGAGGCAUGUUUGCAGCCUUUGAUGAUUUCCUUGGUUUUCUUGUGAGACAUUCAUCUCACAGAGGAGGCUGCUGGCAGCCAGGGGAAAGCUUUUAUGAGAAAAGAUAAAAGAUCUGUGAAUGUAUCACAGCCUGUGAAUGUAUCAUAGCUCUGGUGGUAAGGACUUAUCCUUCCUCCACAAGUUGCAUGGUAAGCAUUUGAGUUACACUGAGUGUAAAUAGGCACAGCCAGAGGAGGUGAGGCUUGUGUUGCUAAAAUAAUCUAAAUAACCUUCUAAAUGGCAGAUAAUUGAGCAUUAAGACUGCACCUAAACCACUUUAUUAUGCUAAAAUAGUUUUGAUGCUAAGACUAUUCCUUGUAGAUCAAUCUAAAGUCUGGUAAUGUGAAUUUAUGUUUUUGAUCUUUGUUUUUUCCUUGAUUAGGGUCUGGCCUACAUUUUAUGAAUUAGGGUCGUCCUCAACCUGACAACUGAAAUUAAUAUAUUCAGGUAUAUUUUAGGAUAGUAGUAUAUAUCUAUUUUCAAAUCUCAUACUGCAUGAUUGGUUACCGAAAACAUAAAUAGUAUGCACAGCAAGAAAUGUAUACUAAAAGCACAGUAGUUUAUUACACAAUAUUUAAAACCUCAAAAUAGUCAAACUAAGCAGUGAUAAGGCUUUUACAAACUCACAGCACCAAAUAACACGUACCAGAAAGUGAAACACACGACAGCCUACCCACAAAGUUUUGGCAUCACUAAAUGCCUUUCUCAAGAGACAAGUGUGCAGGCAACUCCUCUGUUUGGUCAUAUUUACCCUGAUGACAAUCAGUGUAAUUCUCCAAGUGUGAAAGUGGCGUCCUCAAACUAAAUUAUCAGUUGUAACCAAACAUUCUCCACAUCACAUACACAGAUUCUGAAAUCAGUCCAGAUUCACUUCGAUGUACACACAAGAAAUGCAAAUGUUGAAAACCUGCGACCUAAGACACAAUGUUACAGGUGUUGCUACGUGCAGUUCCAAACACACACCACUAGUCCAAAGUAAACGCGUAGGCAGUCUGUCCGAUGGACCUCCUUAAAUUCCUAUAAUCAUAAGUAUGAAAUAUCCCCAACCAAUCAUGCAGCAGAGCUUGUUCCCCCUUUUCAUUAUGGAUUUGGAGGCUUUGCGUCAGAGGAUUACACAUUUUAACUGUAUUCUUAUGUGUCUGUCUUUUUGGUUGCUAAUAGCCACAAGUAUUGUAUUUACGGAUACUACGUUUGUAAUUUACAUCCUUCGGUGUAUUUGCAGCUGAAAAUUUGGUUGCAAUUCAAUGCGUUUUGACCGUGAUUUUUUUUUUUUAACAUUGACACUUCUUGUGUUGCCUUCGAAAUGCUCGUUUUUAAUGGGACUGAUUUUAGAAUGUGUGUAAGUGAUGUUUUGUAUGUUUGCUUAUAUUUUCUAUUUAGUUUGUAUUCACUGUUUUGUAUUAUAUGUAUUAUGUUUAUAUUGUCACGUUGCACACGUCAUGACGUUACAUUUGAACUAGCUGUGAAAUUCAAACUGAUGGCUAGAUGGCCAUCCUAAGGGUAUGUAUAACCAGACAGAGGAGUGGGUUGCACAUUUCUCCCUUUGAGAAAGGCAUUUUGUUAUGCUGAAACAAUAUGGGUGGAAUAUCCUGCAUUUGUUUUACUUUCUGGUAGGCUUUUUGAUUGUGUUAUUUGCUGCUGUGAAUUUGUAAAAGCCUUGUCACUGCUUUGUAUGCUUUCUUUGGGGCCUUUUGUUUAAUAAACUAAUAAACAUUUCUCGGUGUGCACCCUAUUCAUAUGGCGAUGUUUAUAUAGGCAGUACUUCAGAGAGUUCUAAAUUGGGAGAAUACCCUUUCAUACAUUGAUAUUGUAUGGUUUGUGAGCUCUUUCCUUUUAGUUUGAAACUUUGGGUUAAAUCAGUCAAAUGAUCAUGUUCCAUAAUAUACAGUUUUACUGAGGGUGGGAGGCUGUAAUCACAGGGCUGUACUGGGAUAUAUUCUGGUUUAAUGAUAAGUUGAACACAUAUAAACAGAGAAAUCAGAUGCACUAAAUAUGGAUAUUUUACUUCUCUAAUUAGCAACUCUCUCCACAAUGUCAUACAAUCAAGCAGCACUGAGUGAGAAAUUCAGUGUGAAUUGCCCAACAUAAAGUAAUAUUUGCAAUAAAAUUUUGAACAGUGUGCUAGUAAUAAAUAAAUAAAUAAAACAAUACUUAUAUAAACAGUGUAGACUUUAAUGGUACAUAAAAAUACACAAAAAUGCACUGCAAUGAAUAAAAUAUAAUCAAAAAUGUAUUUACCCAUAAGGCAUUAAAAGUACACAAUAUUGGAGAAGAUUGGAGCGUAUAACUGCAAGACUACAAAUAAAAUAGACAGCAUUAUGCAAUUUCUGAAAAUCACAUACCGUAAUGCUGACAAAUAUUGUGGCCCUCCAAUUUUCUCCAAUUUGCUGUACUUUUAAUGCCCUGAGCGGUGAAAACAUUGUGAUUAGAUUUGUAUUUAUCUCAGUGCAUUAGGUUUUUUUGCCUUUUAUUUGGGAUUGGUGAACCUCACCAGUAUAAACCUGUACAUCUAUUCAAUCUACUAGUGGAUUACACAAGAUUUGUGCUGCACAUUGGGCAACUUGGCAUUCAGGGUUCAGCCUAGAUUUACAUUACAAAAAAAUAAAAAUAAAAAUAUUUAUAGUGCAGAAGAUACAGAGUAUCUAGAUCUUAUGUAGAUAGAGGCGAUGAAAAACCAUAAAUACCUCCAGUUAGAGCUUCAGACCUCACCAACAUAAGAGGUGAAGUAAAUAUGGAAAAUACAUAAAAGCAAUUAAAAAAAUUAAAACAAAUUUCACAUCUUACUUUGAGUAAAAUAUGUUUUCAGUGUAGACGGAAAUAGGAAGAUAACCUGGUAAGAAAUCAGUGCUGUGAUGGUGGAAGUUCCACACUUGGCUCCAAGUUCUGGGGAUGCCCCUCUACAGAUAUUUCAAGUAGGAAUGAUUCAACCUAGACAUAUCUUUAUGGUUUUAAUGAGCUGAGAAUGUUUUUUUUUUUCCCAAUUUGUGUAUUUUUUAUUUUCAGGGACAGUAACUCAGAAUCUGGCUCACAGUAUAUUCCAGAAAACAGUAAUCAGCUGACUAUACCCAACGACAAUGUCUCUAGUGGUUUGUGUGUAUGCGAAGUUGAAAAUCCAGUUGGCAGCAAAUCAGGAAGUAUCUACAUAUAUACUAAAAAAGGUAAUAUUCGUUUAAUUACAUUGUAAUAUACAUGAAUAAAAUGUAUUUGUUAUUUACACCCUGACUUGGUUUUUGCAGGGUAUCCUGAUUUUACUUAUUUUACUGUGCAUUUAAUACCUGUGUUAACACAUAGUGCAUCAGCUUGACAAAGACCAUUCAGGUGAAAACGUUGUGAGUGGCGGUGGGUUUAAUAAAAGUUGGCUUAAUUGUAUUCAUGAGUGCCUGGACCUUCUUCUAUUUUUGUCUCAUCAAGUAUUUGGUUCUUGGUACUGGGACCAGCCUGGCUGCACCCAGAUACAUAUUGUAUGGGGAUUGAGUGCAUUUCCACACCCAAGUUUCUUGGUUUGUGCUUUUUGUAAUGGCACAAGAUGAGCUAAAACCAGCUUGAGAGCUGAGCGAGGACCCACCGAAGGGAAGGCUAUUUGAGCUGUAGUCCUUCUCAGUACUCUCUGGUACUUUGUUUUUUUUCUGUACUCACUGACUUGCUUCGACCUAGACACUAAAUUUUUUUAUGGACUGCUGCUAUCUCUCCAAAAUUAAAACCUGACUCAGCCUAAAUCAGGUCUCAUAACUUAUCAAUCAUCAAUUUAAAAGACAGCUGAAGGGCAGACACAUGGGUUCAAUAAGUAAACAAGUCACGUAAAAAUUAAUCUCAAAAUUUAAGGCAAAAACUAAUAUCUAAAAGGCCAUCACACAGAUAUAUAUCUAGCAUAGCACAAAAUCACAGUUCAAUGAGGUUCAAUAGCUGGUAAAUAGUAAGCAUAAGUAUGAAAAAUAAAACUACCGACUUACUUGACAUGUGAACCUGAUAUCAUCAUGUCCAAUUUAAUUAGAAAAAUAUCUACUACUCCUAAAUUAGAAUGGAAAAACAAGAUAUAGAAAAAGAAAAGAAAGAAGAGAAAAAAACUCAUAGGGUAAUAACAUUAAUUAACAAUAAAUCCUAUUUCAAUGUUGCACUCACAAAUUGGAGGAAUGUUCAGGCUCAUCAAUAAUGUAUGGACUCUCACAGGUUUACCAUCGCUCAGAUAUCCAGUGAUGCAUGUAAAAGAUAUAAAAAAACAAAGUACAGCGCUGAUAUAAAGUAACAUCACAUGCUUAAUAAAUGCACUUACAGUAUACAAGGAGUUUAAAAGCACAUCAUACAACUCUGCGUUCUCCAAUCUUAGUGGUGAGGAGUAGAAGGUUCUUCAUAGGUGUAAUAGGCAAAAAAAGACCAUAUAUAUAUAUAUAUAUAUAUAAAACACAAAGGUUAUAAAAUAAUCUCUAUGCGUUUCGUCUAGACUUCAUCAGGAAUAAAAAAUUCAAUAGUACACAGAUAAGGUUCUAUAUUCGUUAUGAGGACCAAGGCCGUAUUUAAAAGUCCCUCUUACAGACGUCACAAUCCUUUCGGCCAAUCUGCUUUUCUCAGUUCAUAUGUUUCUAAUUGAUCGUUCAGUUUCUUCUUUAAAUGGAGUUCCUGCGGACGUCCGUGCUUCACCGAUCAGGAAGUGGUCUAUCUUAUUUCAGAAGUGAUGUUGACGUGGAUAGUGGAUAGUCAUCUCUUCACAGGGUAAUCACAAUAAGUCCUUGUUAAAUCAUUAGGUACCAAGUAAUCACAUAAAAACAAAAGUAUGUUAAAAAGUGUUAGUGGCUAAUUGUAUACAAUUAUAAAUUGUAUACAAUAGCCAAAUACAUUCAAAGAAUACAUAAAAACUACCAGCGCCGGCAGACCAGUGGAGAGCUGAAAAUAAGGUGAGUUUUAACCCAUUCUGAAGAGGCUAAGGGGGGGAGGGGGAGCAAGCCACCUAAAUGGUGGGUUUUCACUAUAGGGUCAGGAAUACAUGUUUGUGUUCCUGACCCUAUAGUGAUCCUUUAACACCAACAUUUAACUCAGUAAUUCUAAAAAAAGAGUAAGCUGCCAGACACCAACACAUAUACUAUGAGCUUGCUAGAAGGCAAUUUAAAAUUUUCCUUAUGAAAAGGUUUGUUUUUGCAGAAGAAAGAGCCAAGUUGUAUGAGCAUAACAUUAAUUUAUAGUGGAGGAAGUCAUACGCAGAAUAAGACUUCCUCCAGCAGCGUUCAGCAGUUCUAGAGCAUUUUUGGAGGUAGUGGGUCAGUUUUGUGUGCCAAAGUUGUAAUUGGUGGAGGUGCUUGAUAUGUUUCAAUGUUGUCUCAAAGUGAUCUAUUUCCCUUUAAGUCAGGAUGGUUUUUUUCAUGGCAAUUGCUUUCUAGUUAGUUUUAAUUGACCUCAAUAUAGUUUUUUUUCUGCGUAAUUGGGGAGUAAGAAAAACUACAAGAUGGUUGGGUCCUAAAUGUUAUAAUAGAGUGGGGUCUAGAAUUUAGCAUUUUUCAUCCUCUGUGUGUUCAAAGGCUCUUUCUGAAAAGCUGUAAAAAACUGGUAUGGAUGAAAAUUCUUGUUCUUAAGUAGAACAUUGGCUUAAAAAUAGAGUACAGAGAAAUGUCAUUAAAGGACCACUAUAGUGCCAGGAAAACAAACUUGUUUUCCUGGCACUAUAGUGUUAAUAGGCCCCCCUCACCCUCAUGGCCCCCCUCACGUCAGGGUAAAGGGGUUAAAAUCUUACCUUUCUCCAGCGCCGGGCUCCCUCGGUGCUGGGGCUCUCCUCCUCCUUCCGACGUCAUCGGCUGAAUGCGCAUGCGCAUCAAGAGCCGCACGCACAUUCAGCCAGUCCAUAGGAAAGCAUUAAUCAAUGCUUUCCUAUGCAUGCUGGUGUCUUCUCACUGUGAAAAUCACAGUGAGAAGUGUGUAAGUGCCUCUAGCGGCGGUCAAUGAGACAGCCAAUAGAGGCUGGAUUAACCCAUAUAUAAACAUAGCAGUUUCUCUGAAACUGCUAUGUUUACAGCAGACAGGGUUAACCCUAGAUGGACCUGGCACCCAGACCACUUCAUUAAGCUGAAGUGGUCUGGGUGCCUAUAGAGGUCCUUUAAUGGUACAUUUUCAAGCUGGACAAAAGUGGUGUCCCUCAGGGUUCUGUUAUGGGACCUUUUCUAUUUAACAUAGUUAUAAAUUAUCUUGAAAUAAGCAUUGAAAGCCAUGUUUUAGUGUUUACAGAUGACGCUAAACUGUAAAGAAAUGCAAUAUAACCAGGAUAUUACUUUGCUACAGAGGGAUUUGGAUAAUGUAGAAAAAUGCAAAGUUAUGUACUUCGGGGUAAAGAAAGCACAAACAAUUUAUACCCUAAAUGGUAGUAAAUGAGGGAUAACAACACACAAGAAGGAUUUGGGAAUUGUUAUAGACAACAAAUUGGGCAACAAUGUGCAAUAUCAAUCAGCAGUGGCUGAGGCCAGUAAGGUAUUGCCAUGUAUAAAAAGGGGCAUUACUUGGGAUGAGAAUAUAAUUUUGCCUCUUUAUAAAUCACUGGUAAGACCACACCAUAAAUAUACUGUGCAAUUUUAGGCACCUGUUGUAAAAAAGGAUAUUAUGGCACUAUAAAAAGGUGGGCUACAAAAAAGUAAAAGGAAUGGAGCAUUUUUAUUAUGAAGAAAGGUUAACAAAUUUAAAUCUCUUUAAUUUGGAAAAACGGCACCUCAGAGGGGAUAUGAUAACAUUAUACAAGUAUAUUCGGUCAAUACGAAACAUUGUCUGGAAAUCUAUUCACAAACAGGACUAUACAUAGAACACAAGGUCAUGCAUUUAGAAUGGAAGAAAGGAGAUUUAGUCUAAGGCAAAGGAAAAGGUUUUUUACAGUAAGAACAAUAAGGAUGUGGAAUUUCCUGCCUGAAGAGGUGGUUUUAUCAGAGUCUGUACAGAUGUUUAACCCCUUAAGGACCAAACUUCUGGAAUAAAAGGGAAUCAUGACGUGUCACACAUGUCAUGUGUCCUUAAGGGAUUAAACAGCAAUUGGAUAAAUAAAAACAUAAUAUACAGGGCUAUUAUUUCUAAUUAGUGGGUAAUGGCUUAUUGAUGCAAGGAGAUAUCUGAUUCAUUCAUUGCCUUCGUUUGCAUCAUGUCACGUAUUCAUCCGCACAUAAAAAUGUGGUUAAUGGCAUUUACUGUCCUGACAGGAAAAGUUGUGCCAAGCAACAUUACCGUCCUGACAGGAAAAGUUGUGUCGAGCAGAUAUCAAGCACAUGGAAACCUGGUAAUUACUUUUGGGGUCAAAGGCUGGUCAUGGCCAAUCAAAUCCACUGGAGGGUUUGUGCUGAGCAGCAAUUAUGCACAUGGAAACCUGAUAAUUGCCUUUGGGGACAAAGGCUGGUUACAGCCAAUCGGAUCCACAGGAGGGGUAUUUAAACCUAAUUCCCCUCUUGCUCAUUGCCCUGUCGUGGUUUCAUGCCUAUGGUUAUCCGAGAGUGCGUUCCUGAUCUUGAUUUUCUGGUAUUUGACUUUGGCUUUGUUUUGACUUCCAUGAUAUCUGGUAGCCUUGACUUUUGGCUUUCACUCAUCUUUGUGUCUGAUUUUGUGUCCCUGACCUCAACAAUUAUUUUAACUAUUCUUGGAGACGUUAAGUCCGGGCAUUCUAAGGUCCAGUUAUACGUUAUCCUUAGUCCUAGAUGUGACACAGUACUGCGUGCUGGAUCAACUUGUAAUCCUGACAUUACGACAUGGCCAUAGAUCCUGCAGAAUUGUAUCAGCACCAGGGCCGUCUUUAACGCGGGGAAAACGGGGCAGCUGCCCCGGGCCCAGUUUCUCUUUGGGGGCCCGAUGCACCUGCCCCGUGGGCCCCGCUGCCCUCAUCAAUUUAUUUUUUUCCCCCGUCCCACCGGGUGGCCCAUGCACUUAGGGCAGUGGCGUACAUACCAGGGUCGCGGCUGCAACCCUGGUAUGCACCCACAGGGCCAGCGUCUUCCCCUGGGGGGCCCAGGAGGCGGCCACCCCAGGGCCCCCCGAGGCUGGCCCUGCUGACACCCGGCGGGCAGGUGGCCGGUCGGGCAGGAAGGCGGGCGCGCGAGGGAGCACUCAGUGCUUCCUCUUCAGCUCCCUCGCGCACCGCACUGAUACCGGAGCCGGAAGAUGACGUCAUCUUCCGGCGCCGGCAUCCCUACGCGGCGCGCGAGGGAGCUGAAGAGGAAGCAGUGAGUGCUCCCUCGCGCGCCCGCCUUCCUGCCCGACCGGCCACCCGCCCAGGGUCAGCAGCACCACUGGACCCCAGGGAAUCCCCCCAGCACUCCAAAAGGUAAGGAGGCUGGGGGGAUUACAUUUAAAAAAAAAAUGUGUGUUUAUGUGUUUGUGUGUUAGUGUAUGUGUGUGUUAGUGUAUGUGUGUUAGUGUGUGUUGUGUAUGUGUGUUAGUGUGUGUUUGUGUGUUAGUGUGUGUUAGUGUAUGUGUGUUAGUGUGUGUUUGUGUGUUAGUGUGUGUUAGUGUAUGUGUGUUAGUGUGUGUGUUUGUGUGUUAGUGUCUGUGUGUCAGUAUGUCUGUCCGUGUGUCAGUAUGUCUGUGUGUGUUUUUGUCAGUAUGUAUGUCUGUCUGUGUGUCAGUAUAUCUGUGUGUGUGUGUUUCAGUAUGUCUGUGUGUGUGUGUCAGUCUGUCUGUGCAUGUCAGUAUGCCUGUCUGUGUGUGUGUCAGUAUGUCUGUGUGUGUGUGUCAGUAUGUCUGUCUGUCUGUGUGUCAGUAUAUAUGUGUGUGUGUAUAUCUGUGUGUGUCAGUAUGUGUGUGUCAGUAUGUCUGUCAGUGCGUCAGUAUGUCUGUUAGUGCAUGUGUAUGCAUGUGUCAGUAUAUCUGUCUGUGUGCCAGUAUGUCUGUGUGUGUGUGUGUCAGUAUAUCAGUCUGUGUGUGUCAGUGUAUGUGCCUGUGUGUGUGUGUCAGUAUUUCUCAGUGUAUGUGGGUGUCAGUAUAUCUGUCAGUGUGUGGGUGUCAGUAUUUCUGUCAGUGUAUGUGUGUCAGUAUGUUGAUCAGUGUAUGUGUCUGUGUGUGUGUGUGUCGGUAUGUCUGUAUAUGUGCCUGUGUCAGUAUGUCUGUCAGUACGUCUACCAGUGUAUGUGUCUGUGUGUGUGUCAAUAUAUGUACCUGUGUCAGUGUGUCUGUCAGUGUAUGUGCCUGUUUAUCUGUAUGUAGUCAGUGUAUGUAUCUGUGUAUCUGCUUGUGCGUCAGAGUGUGUACCUGUGCAUCUGAGCCGCAACUUUAAAUACAAAUACACCCCUCCAUUCAAACUUCAACACUACAUAUAAAACACACUCCUGCAUUGAAACGUCAACACUACAUACAAGCACACUCCUACAUUCAAAAACAAACACUACACAUAAAUGCACACUUGCAUUCAAACUCCAGUACCACAUACAAACACAUUCACACAAACAUACUCCAUACAAACACAUGCUUACAUUCAAACAUACAAACAUGGCUCAGUGCUAAAUACAACCCUGCAAGCAUGGGAAAUUGGUAGAGUCCCAGCUGUCAAAGCAUUGUUGGAGUUGCACGACAGAUGGGGUUCUACCUUUAGUCCAACCUUGCAAUUGGGGGUCCCAAUAAAAUUCAUUCUACUUUAGUACCGCCACUGCGUUGGGAUGGAUGCCGUGAUUGCAUACCAGGGAGUGAGGGGCGAGAGCGGCAGGGCCCAGGGGGCCCAAGCAAACACUUGCCCAGGGUCCAUUCGUUAUUAAAGACGGCCCUGAUCAGCACAUAGCAGCUUGUGAGAGAAAGCUAGAGUAGAGUGAUCACUGUAUGGAUCAAUUUGCCCAGGCUUUUAGCACACUCCUUACUAGGACAGCUCAUUUACAACCUGAGGCUUUUCCAAUUAUGUCACCACUGCCUAACGUACCUCCACCUAUAGUAUAUAAGGCACCUAUGAUCUCCUUAUCUCCUCCCCCACAUUUUUCUGGUAAUAUCCAGGAAUGUAGUGGAUUUCUCAAUCAGAUUGAGUACCACUUUGAGGCCUCACCUGGUUAAUUUCCUUCAGAUAGAGCUAAGAUUGGGUAUCUGAUGAACCAACUUAAAGGUAAUACUGGAAUGGGAUAGAGACUGUUAGGAAAGCUGCAUGUUACCCAUUUCUUAAAAAGUGGGCAUCGUUGCUUUACCCGCUGCUACGUCACCGACUCCCAAAAUUCCCAUACAGUAUUGGGAGGUUAGAGAGGCGUUUAGAAAAAGCCAGACUAAUGCUCUUCCUCCACACAGAUCUUAUGUUUGUUCCAUUGAUCUGUUGCCUGGGGCUAUGCCUCCUAAAGGAGAGGUAUAUGCCCUAUCCCCACAAGAAAGUAAAAUCGUGGAUGAGUACAUCAAGGAAUCUUUAAGUAAAGGCCGUAUACGUAAAUCAUCCUCACCUGCUGAUGCUGUGUUCUUUUUUGUACCUAAGAAAGAUGGAGAAUUACGACCUUGCAUAGACUACAGGGCAUUAAACAAGAUUACUAUAAAAAAUGCCUAUCCUAUUACCCUUAUAUCCGAAUUGUUUGAUAAACUCCAGGGUGCUAAAAUCUUCACUAAGCUUGACCUUAGGUGUGCGUACAAUUUGGUUAGAAUUAGGGAGGAUCAUAAAUUGAAGACAGUGUUUAACACUAGGAGUGGGCACUACUAAUAUCUUGUUAUGCCCUUCGGGUUAUGUAAUGCUCUGGCCGUAUUUCAAGACUUCAUUGAAAUAUCAUUAAUGAUGUACUCAGAGACUGUAUUUACUCUUUUGUGCUUGUAUACCUGGAUGAUAUCCUUAUUUAUUCUCCCGACAUCCAAACUCAUCAUGAUCAUGUCAAACAAGUUUUACAAACUUUGCUUAAAAAUGGUCACUAUUGUAAACUUGAGAAAUGCGUAUUUGAUCAACAAGAGAUUCAGUUUUUGGGGUAUAACAUUUCUGCCUCUGGUUUCCAAAUGGAUCCUUGCAAACUAGAGGCCAUUCUACAAUGGCCAUUAACCAGUGGGUUAAAAGCCAUACAGAGGUUUAUUGGUUUUGCUAACCAUUACAGGAGAUUCAACAAAGCUUUCUCUUCAGUAAUAGCCCCCAUCACCAAUAUGACACGCAAGGGGGCUAAUUAUACUAUAUGGCCUAAAAAAGCUAAAGAGUCUUCUGAGCUUCUUAAACAAAUGUUCACAUCUGCUGACAUAUUAAGACACUAGUAAAUCUUUCCUACUUGAGGUUGACACCUCCGAGACAGUGGUCGGGGCUGUUCUUUCUCAGAGAGAGUCAGGAUGCCCCUUUGCAUCAUUGUGGUUACUUCUCCAGAAAGUUGUCUCCUGCCGAGUGUAACUAUGACAUUGGUAAUAGAGAACUGUUAGCCAUCAUACUAGCACUUAAGGAAUGGCGACAUCUUUUGGAGGGUUCCAAGGAUCCCAUUCUGAUUAUUACUGAUCUCAAGAACCUGGCAUAUAUUGGUGAUGCCAAACAACUGUCUUCUAGACAAGCUAGGUGGUCAUUAUUUUUGUCUCGCUUUAACUUCAUUCUCACCUACAGACCCGGUUCUAAGAACGUUAAAGCUGACGCUUUGUCUAGGCAAUUUGACAUUGAAUCGGAUCUAGAACAAGAGACAUCCCCUAUUAUUUCUCCUGAGUGUAUUAUUGCAUCCACUGUCCUUUCUUUAUCGUCCCCUUUGCUCCAUGCUAUCAUGGCGGCUCAGCCCUAGGCACCUUGCAACAAACCUCAAUAUAAAUUGUUUAUUCCAUUGUGUGACAGGAAAGAGUGCUGAAGGUGUUCCAUGACAAUGUGACCACUGGGCAUCCGGGUAUUAAUAAAACUGUAUCCGCCAUUUCUAGGUCAUUUUGGUGGGAGUCACACCCUUGUGAGUGACUCCCACCAAAAUGACCUGGAAAUGGCGGAUACAGUUUUAAAGAUUAUGUAGAAGCCUGCUCUGUCUGUGCAGUUUCAAAGGUUCCUCAUAAACUUCCGUGUGGAUUGUUACAGCCACUUCCUAUACCCAGUAUCUCAUGGUCUCAUUUAUUGAUGGAUUUCAUUGUUGAACUGCCUAGUUCCAGUGGGUAUACCACCAUCCUCAUGGUAGUUGACCGUUUUUCCAAAAUGGCACACUUUACUCCACUUAAUUGCCUUUGGGGUUAAAGGCCGGUUACAGCCAAUCGGAUCCACAGGAGGGGUAUUUAAACCCAAUUUCCCUCUUGCUCAUUGCCCUGUUGUGGUUUCAUGCCUAUGGUUAUCCGAGAGUGCGUUCCUGAUCUUGAUUUUAUGGUAUUUGACUUUGGCUUUGUUUUGACUUCCCUGAUAUCUGGUAUCCUUGACUUUUGACUUUCCCUCAUCUUUGUGUCUGAUUUUGUGUCCCUCACGUUGGCAAGUAUUUUGACUAUUCUUGGAGAAGUUAAGUCUGGCCACUCUAAGCUCCGGUUAUACGUUAGCCUUAGUCCUAGGUGUGACACAGUACUGCGUGCUGGAUCAACUUGUAAUCCUGACAGAUCAACAGUAAAAACAAAUGUGAGAAAUGCUGAACUUGAUGGACGCAAGUCUCUUUUCAGCUAUGUAACUAUGUAUGUAUGCAUUUCAAGAAAAUGGUUCAUCUAUGGAAAUCGCUUUGGUAUGCCAAUUCUUCAAGACAGAGAUUUCAUAGCAUUGUUUAUUUACACAUUCCCAUUUCUCCAGCCAGCAAGCCGUUCCUCAUCUUCAAAAGUCAGGAGAUCUUUGUUACGAGUGCAGAGCACUUCCAUUCAGCAUGUUGUCAACCCAAAGGUUUUCACAAUGAUUCUGUCAAUCCUAGGGGUUCACUAAAGAAAUUAGAAGUAUACAUUGUCCCUUACUCGAAUUGCUGACUAACUAACGAAGGUUAACAAGGAGACAAGAGGAGGAGACAGAUACACAGAUAGAAUCACAUACCAAGGAUGAUCACAGCACUUGAAACAGAAAAGACAAGAACUGCACUCGUCCAAAGGAGCCACUCAAGGUGAUAAACGAAUCGAGGUUGGCACCUCCAUAUACAUUAGACAUUCCAAAGGAAGUCCAGACACACAAGGGCUCAAUAAUUGGCAGUUUAUUGGGUCUUCAUGUAUAGAAAGAAAAGCAACAUUUUGACCUCACAAAGAGGUCUUUGUCAAGCUACCCCCACAAUAGGAACAAACUCCUUUUAUAGAGAACAUUACAGAACACAAAUAUGUGACACUAAUUAUUUACUCAAUCUACCAUCCAAGUUCGAUGCCAUGCCAUGACAUUUAGGAACUUAGAAGCACCUGAUUGAAAGAUCGAAACAUCAUGAUGUAAUCAGUGCACCUACCUGCGUAAAAGAAUGAGACCCGGCAACGUCAUAGCCCCAGUAUGGAAUAUGGUGACGUGAAAAACAAAUCUACCCAGCAGGUCUACAUAUAAAAGAGUCGAAUAAAAAUAGUAAAAGUAAGGCAUCUCAAAGGUAUAUCUCUAUGGCAACGCGUCCGCACAAAGAGAGAGAAAAAUAUAAAAAAUAUGGAAAACAAUAAAUAAAUCUUGCAGAGCUUCUUCAACCUAAUAAGAGUUGGAAAGAUAGGCUAAUAAAAUACAUACCAAGAUCAUAAAGUUCAUCACCAUAGCAUAUACUGUUUUUUUUCAAUACCACACUUGACAUAGUUACAUAUACACUGAACAAAAUUAUAAAUGCAACACUUUUUUUUUUUUUUCAUUUUUCAUGAGCUGAACUGAAAGAUCUUUUUCUAUGUACGCAAUGAUUUUGCUAUGAUUGUUGCAGCAGUUGUCCGGGUGGCUGGUCUCAGACGAUCUUGGAGAUGAAGAUGCUGGAUGUGGAGAUCUUGGGCUGGUGUGGUUAAACAUGGUCUGAGGUUGUGAGGCCGGUUGGAUGUACUGCCAAAUUCUCUGAAACACCUUUGGAGACGGCUUAUGGUAGAGAAAUGAACAUUCAAUUCACAGGCAACAGCUCUGGUGGACAUUCCUGCAGUCAGCAUGCCAACUGCACGCUCCUUCAAAAUGUGCGACAUCUGUUGCAUUGUGCUGUGUGAUAAAACUGCACAUUUUAGAGUGGCCUUUUAUUGUGGCCAGCCUAAAGCACACCUGUGCGAUAAGCAUGCUGUCUAAUCAGCAUCUUGAUAUGCCACACCUGUUAGGUUGAUGGAUUAUCUCGGUAAAGGAAAAGUGCUCACUAACACAGAUUUAAACAGAUAUGUAAACAAUAUUUGAGAGAAAUAGGCCUUUUGUGUACAUAGUAAAAGGUCUUAGAUCUUUGAGUUCAGCUCAUGAAAAAUAGGGGUAAAAACAAAAGUGUUGCGUUUAUAAUUUUGUUCAGUGUAAAUAAAUCAACAAUAUUUAGCAAUUCCAAACUUGUAAAUAAAACAUUUGAAAAAACUUUUUUAAUAAUAAAAAGAAAUAAAACAUCAACAGUGAGUAAGCAUACUGGCAAAUCUAAUUCAUAACAAGAGAAGGAAAAUAAAUAUGAAUAAUUAUUAAUUAGAAGAUUUAAUACCAAAAUUAAUUAUCCUUAUUUCAUUGAUCAAAAUUAAGCAGUAAUGUGCAUGUAAGGUGUACAUGAUACAUAUCAAUAGAAAAGGUGAUAUUAAAAUGCUCAAAUACUCAACAAAGUAGUUCAAUUGUGAUAUACAAGAGGUAUACAUAAAACACACACACUAAAAGUAACAGUGUUAAAUAUUCCACAAAAUCUUGGAUAUGAAACAUUUUUUUAUCAAGUUUGCUGGUAUAGAAAGAGUUUCAAUAAACCAGAAGGGUGGGGACUUGGAUCUCCUUCUCAGAAGGCGUGAGUGCUACUGGAUAUAUCAGUUGAAUAUCUUGUCUCCUAAUGGUAUAACUGAAGGGAUUCACAUUCACUUAAUUUAUUGGCUAUUAAAGGUGUAAUUGUGAAAUUAUUGUGGGUUUAUUUGUAAAUAGUGUAUAUAUCUUUUUGCUGUAUAUUUUGAGACUUCAAUGUUCUACCGGCAUCCAGCUGUCUAUUUGAAAUACAGGCUUCCCCAUUUUGAUACAUCCCAUGUCAGGGAUACGCAACCUGCAGCACUGCCGAUGUUUUGGACUACAUAUCCCAUAACGCUAUUAUACCCAUAAAGCUGGCAAAGCAUCAUGGGAGGUGUAGUCCAAAACACCUGGAGUGCCUAAGGUUGCCUAUGCUCGAUUAAGUGUAAUUAUUGCAUGGUUAUCUAUUAGUAGAUUAUCUGGACAAUAGCCCUUUACAGUUUUAUUGGGUACUCUGCCUAUUAAUAAUUACUACACAAUAUAUAUAUAUGAAUCCUUUUUGCUUUCACUUGGUCUCUAGUUGUAUAUGUCACUGGAGACAUGACACCAUUACUUAUUGUACGAUGGAGCGUCCAUCAGAUAUGUGCUUUAGUUUUGCUGUAUAUAUUUAGGUGUAAUUAUAUUGUUUUUCAGCGCCCGAAUUACUACUGGCUUUCUGUUUAGGCUCUUUGUUUGGUUUAUUCCAGUCCUAAUUUUGAGCAAUAGGAUCACCUGCUCUAUAUAUAUUUUUUCUAAAGUAGUUUGAGCAGUUUAUAAACAGACCAUAAAAUAUAAAAAUGAUCUAGAUCAUUUGCUUUAUGACUUUCGUUUGGGGAACAGCUUUGUGUGUUCUCAUACACACAAUAAAAGUGGAUCCAGUAAUCCAUACUGUUGUGUAUGCCUUGGAGGUUUAUUUUGGAUGUAUACGUUUGUAUUGUGUCUCCCCUUUGAACAUUCAAGGGGCUGUUCAUGCAAAUCACUAUUCGCCUAUGCCUUAUGAAGGGUUUCUCAUUUCAGCACAUCACGGCACGAAAGGGAUGGCCUUUUGGGUCUUUCUUCUCCCUAUCUUAUAUAUUUACCAAUAGUAGGCGUUCGGGGUGGAGUUCAUUUGUCUGACUAAGUGCCUGGUGCCCUGCUCGCAAGUGAUUGCUAGUCAACAUUUAUUUAUUCCCCGUAUAUGGUUUCUAAUUUUUGCAAAUCGCAGCAUGAAUGGGUUUGGAUUUCAGGUCUUUCUCUUCCCUGGCUUUGAUUAACCAAUUUUUAGACAUUCGGGGCGGAGUGUACAUUCGUGGCUGUUGCCAUGUUUCCAUAUGGGGUUAAUCUCCUCCUUUGGAGGCUGUGAUUGGUGGACUGUGAUAUCUACCGGGUAGGAUUGUAUAUUUAGAGGCACAUAUAAUUUUUGUUUUUUUGCCCCAGACGAAGGUGCAUUUUUGACGCUGAAAUGCAUGUCGGGAAACUAGCUUUCCACUCAUGUCUUUGUUUCACUUUUAUUUGGAGCCCAAUAUGUAAAGUUCUCACUGUAUUUUUCUGCUGAUAGGGAGGGGGAUGUAGGAAUUCAGGGCUAUCUAUACAAUACACAAUAUACAUGCCAUUCUAUACACUUGUCUUAGCAUGCUGCUCUAUCAGUCUAUAGUUACUUUGUGUUUAGAGUGGGGUUGAUCUUCUAACCCUGCAGAUUCCUUACCAUACUUGGCUUAUUACGUUGUAUAAUUGUACUCAGCUACUUUGUGUUUUUAGCCAUACACAGGCUUAUAGCCGUGUCUAUCAAAACCAGCCAAUUUGUUGCCAUUCUCACCUGGUACAUCACCAGUAGAGCUGUCCAACAACAUUGUGUUUAAAUUAUUAAUUUGAUCUUUUGAGAACAAAUUCUCUGGGGGUAACCUUACAUUAGACCCUCAGGAAUUGCUCAUUUUGUGAACUGGCACUUGGGCUUUGUUGUACUAUGGCUAUUACUUUAGGCAAGUGUUGCCUGUCCCUAUCUUGCAUUUUAGUCUAAAUACUUUUAAUGUGUAUUUUUCAAUUUCUCAUUUUUUGUCUUUUGAUAAUUUAAACAAUAAAGAUUUUCUUAUUUUACUUUUAUAUUGUUUUGUGAGGGACCUCCUAUUUCUGUAGUUCCUGUGGGUUACCCCCACUAGAGAAACACAUGCUAUUUAGUUUCCUUGUGGAACCUUUGUAUCAUUUAACUCCAUAUUAAUGCUGAUAGUUUUAGAAUGAGAUGUCCAAUAAGCACGUAGUGUAUUUUCAACUUGUGUGUUUUGUUAAAAUUAUUUGACUUUUUUUUGGAAAAUUAAGAUAUGACUUUCCUAAUCACUUUUUAUGAAGAUUAUGCUUCAUGUUUCUCAGUCUCAAUGGUACAUUUUUAAUUUAUUUUUUUUUAAUUUUUCAGAGUCUCCCAAUUCCUCAUGUAUUCGCCUGGUGUUUCCAACUCUGAGCAUUCUUGUAUUUGGCGUUGCUGUUGCUGUUCUUCUUUAUCACUUUUGGAAGAAAAAGAAGGCUAAAAGGUAUCAUACUUAAAAUAAACAUAAUUUGUGUUUUAUAUACGAAAACAAGAAUCUAUGUGUAAAAUUAACUUAAUUGGUUUCCAUACCUAACAAAUAAAAUGUGUCUGUCUAUCUGGACUAGUGGUUCCCAAUCCUAAAGACCCACCAACAGUCCAGCUAAUGUAUUAUAACAGUGAGCAGCCACUGACUGCUUACUGUUUAGUGGACAUGCCCCAACUUUGGAAAUCAUAUUGAACCACAUUUUAUUUAAAGGACCACUAUAGGCACCCAGACCACUUCAGCUUAAUGAAGUGGUCUUGGUGCCUGGUCCAUCUAGGGUUAACCUGCUAUAUUUACCUAUGGGUUAAUCCAGCCUCUAGUGGCUGUCUCAUUGACAGCCGCUAGAGGGCUUCCGCGCUUAUCGCUGUGAUUUUCACAGUGAGAAGACGCUUGCGUCCAUAGGAAAGCAUUGUGAAUGCUUUCCUAUGGACUGGCUGAAUGCGCGCGCGGCUCCUGCGCAUUCAGCCGAAGACGAGGAGAGGAGGCGGAGAGGAGGAGGAGAGCUCCCCGCCCGGCGCUGGAGAAAGAGGUAAGUUUAACCUCUUCCUCCACCUAGAGCCCGGCGGGAGGGGGUCCGUGAGGGUGGGGGCAUCCUCAGGGCAUUGUAGUGCCAGGAAAACGAGUAUGUUUUCCUGGCACUAUAGUGGUCCUUUAAGUAUUUGCUUGCGGAUUGCUAGUGUGAGCACCAAUUAGAUUAGCACAAUCUGUACACAAUCAACCUAUAGAUUUAUAAAUGUUAAAUAAGAACACCUAAUUAAAUAUUCAAAUUCUGUUGACUGUUUAUCAUGCCACCCAAUAACUACAUGAGACAAUUUAAAUGAUGCAUGGGUUAGGACUUCAUAACGUGGACAGAACCAUUUGCAAACUGCUUAAUUAAACCCAGCUGUCAAUUGCAGGACAUGCAUUAAGCGUGCAUAGAGGGUGUGUUGGAAGUGCCCGGGCACAUCAUAAUGCAAGAUCAAAUUGCAUAUCCCCUCUUUAGGUGUAUACGGGCAUUAUUUAUUAUUAUUGUUUAGGUUAGCAUGCUAUGUUUUUGAAGAGAAAAUAUGACUAUUUAUGUGGAUAUCUUGUUAUUGGAACAAAAAAUUUAUAUUUUGCACCCCAUUUUUCAUUGGUAUAUUUUUUUUAAAUAAUUCUAUAGAAAACACAAAAAUUAAUUUCUUACUCUAUAGUGUUUCCACACAUAUGUGGGCGCACCCCAACAUCCUGCAGGGGUUUAAAAGGUAAGCUUUACUUAUUUUUACAUUUCAAAGUGCACUACUGUCUGAGCUACUGAUUCAUCUCCCUGGCUAAUCUUAGCCAAUCAAAUGCUUCCCUAAAACGACCCACUGCACCAAUCAAAUUCUCUCUAGGAGAGUAAUUUGAGUUACAAAAGAGUUUAACUCGGUUACAGCUGAAGAAGCAACUCUAGUGGCUGUUUUUCUGCAAAAACGCAAUGUUUUCAGUUGCAGGGUUAAACAGACAAGGGCAUGGCACCCAGACCACUUCCAUGAGAUCGUGGUCUGGGUGCCUAAAUAAUCCAUAUAAAUAAGAUUCCAAUAGUAAUAUUGUCUGGGUGCACACCCUACGUCUGGGUGCACACCCUACAUACAGUAUUGUCGUAGUUUGACUUGAAUGCCUCCAUCGGGCUAAUGAGAACCCUCUUUCCAAGGUUUGUAUACAAAGUUUCCAUACUGUGUAAUGUUUGCUGUAAUCAGUUGGUGUUUGUGAAGAGAACUAGCAUAGAUGAGUAAUUAUUAUAGCAGGGCGGGAAAGCCCCCUCCAAGUAACAAGCUCUCUCUGACACCUGCUGAGCUGCACACCGGCAAGCCUGGACCAAGAGCGUCACAAGCAUCUUACCUCUCUGAUGCAUUCUCAGGUAUGGAGACACAACUGCCGAAAGUGACAACCUCUUGCUGACCCGCAUGCUGUCUCUGGAGGGAGAAGAUACAAAUAAGUGAGGGCCCCAUUCAUAGGGCCAUGUGCGCGGUUAGUCAAAACUGAUCAGGGUGAUUUUAAUAUAUGUUGGUCCCCCAGAUCGGGGCUAUCAGAGGAUUUAACUUUUGUGGGGUUUCUAUGUAUUGUGGAGGUACUUUUGGGAUGUUGUUAAAAUAUAUGUUUUCUGUGCCUAGAGAUAAUUGAGUUUAGUACAGUUUCUGACUCAAUUAUCUCCAAGGCACAGGGGAGGGAUUACCUUGUUUUGUGUGGGAGUGUCCAUUGGGGAAUGUUUGGCUUAUGUUAGAGUAAACCCCUUGCAUGGGGACUUGCAAAUAAGGCCAGCAUUUCCUCUUCACCCUCAGCAUAGAGCCUUGCCUCAUGUGUGGAGAGGACAGCUUUAUUCAUUCUGGGGAUUGCUAUAAUCACUAUACUCCCUUGGAUUAAAACACUAGCUCUAUAACUAUCCUGCUAUACUCUCUGGAGUCGGAGAGGUCUACCCACUGGAAGCUGGAUCUCUGACUUGGGUCCAGGGUGGGUGGAGGACUUCAAGACCCCAGCCAAGCUGCGGCAGCUGUGGGGUUUAUGGUGGUUAUGAUGUCUGGUGUGGUGCUUAUGGUACUCAAGGAUUGCUAGGAAGCAGCGAUUGGCGGAAUCACCUGGUCGGGGUGCCAGGCGGUUCGUCACAGUGUUAUGGGGCUGAGGAUAAGCCACAAAGAUAGACUGGCUUACUUGAUCAUCCUUCAGUGGGGUUACUUUAUCCUGAAUACAUGAUUUGCUGCAGCAGCCUUACAUUAUGAAGAUGCUGCUUUGUAAGUUCUCAACCUGGGCAAGCUAAAGUGAGCUAAGCACAUGGUACCAUACACAUUAUAGAAUUAAAUAGGGAUUUUAAUUCUUUUUCUCCAUUUAGGGAAAGCACUGACCUGAUAGCAAUGCACUCUAACACCUCAGAAGAAGAUAAAGGCAGUGGCUGUUCCAAACCCAAUCUUGGUAAGAGGCACUAAUCGUUUACAUAUAUACAUACAUACACACACAUGGGAUACACAUACACACACAUUAUACACACACACACACACACACACACACACACACAUCUACACAUGCACAACUCUUUUAUUAUCAUCAUUUGCCUAUCCCCAUUAAUCUCUACUAGUGGACUUCUUCCCAUUUGCCUCCUUGUAUCUCUCCCCAUAGUGCCUUUUUCCAUAACACUUAUGUCCUUUUAUCCUGAUUCUCUGCCCCACCUUUUGUUCUUUUCUUUAUAUCCCCCCCACCUUCUGUCUCUUUCCUUAUAUUAUUCCCCCAUACCCUCACUUUUCCCUAUAUUCUGUCCCCUCUCUCUCUCUUCUCUCUGUCUCUGUUUCUCUCUCCAUAUUCUUCCCACUACAACUUCAAUUUUCUGCCCCCCCUCUCAGUAUUCUUCCCUGUCUGUCCAUUUUCCCAAUUAGAUAUGUAUUUACCCCAAACCAUUAGCGUGACUAAGCAGCAUGGGACUUAGUCUUCAAGCUGUCAUUUCCCAUCACUAUCCAGAUGUGCCGCCGAGAGCUGUGAGGAGGAGGUGGUGAUAGAGUCUAGUUACAUCAGUUCUCUUAACUUACAAAUGAUAGCCCAGCUUACUGAUGGCUCUCCAGUCCCAUGGUGCUUAGUGACUGCACAGUGUAUACAGCUACAAGCUACAUAAUGUAAAAGUAACCUGACCUGGGUACCUGUCCUGCAUGGUGGGAUUGGCGGGGUUGGCGGAGUUUGCUUUACUUUCCUUAACCACCCCUGUAUAAAGGUAAGAAAACACAUGCAAAUUCUAAUAAAACGUCAAACUCUAAAUAUCUAUUUAGCCUCUCUAAUACACAAUAGACUUAUAAGUAUACCCAAAUUAGUUAUGCAACACAAUAAUGUCCAUUUCCUUAACAGUUAACUUGUCAGUUUUAUUUGAUAUAAAUUAAGUUGACUCUACAAGCAUGUGAAAACUUAAACUUUUACGUUAUUACAUCAGCAUCCAAGGAAUUGAUCUUUGACUGCCAGAAGAGCCAUAUACACUUCAUAUAUAUAAUAUAUUUAGUAUUUAGUAUUGUGCUUUCUUUACAUAUAUAAUAUUCAAGCAACAGCUUGCCAAACUGCUCAAAUGUGGUUUGACAAAAAAAACUGGGGGUGUGGAACGUAAAGUCAUAAAAUGUUUCAGCGGUUAUGGUGCUUGGAGAAAACACUAUAUAACUAGUUAUAUCAGAGUUUGAAAUUUACCCCUUACUUCUCCUACACGUGCAGGCAACCAAUCCACCUCCACCAUAAGGGUGGAGAUAAAAUAAUUCAACAUAUGUGAUGAGAGGUAGUUUAUAUGGCUGCUUUGAAUGGCCUGCAAUUCAUGCAUACUAAUUAUAAUGCUCUGUAGGCUCUGUUACAGGGCUAUGAAAUGUUAGGUUUAGAAGAUUGCUAGGUCCUCUCAAGGUAUUGUGUUCUGUUCUGUAAUGCUCCUGUUUGAAAUUUUUUUUCCCCACUUUUGCAUUUUAUACAGAACCUGCAUUGGAGAACGACUGGUCCACCGUUCGUGUUUAUACUUAGAAGACUUUAGAGCCUCACAGCACUCAACACAAUGUUACUUCACUAAAUAAAUGCAACAACUUAUUUGUUUCAAUACAGUCAUCUGAUUUCCACAGUGAUUUGCUGACGUGUAAAACCAUGUUCUCUUAUUACAAGAUACUACAUGAUGUACCUGGUAUUUUCUAUUCCCGUACUGCACUCAUGGUGAUAUCUUCUGUGCAUUAUUGCUAAUGGGGGUGAAUAAUGUAUUUUUCACCAUUAUAAAGUACUAGGUUUCUAAUGUCAUGUAGUACAAAAACAAACAUUUUCCAUAUAGAUAAUGGCAGUACUACAGCAGGGAUUUUGCUUCCGUUAUGUUUCCUCUACAGGCAGCACGUCAGAAACAUUUAAUAAAUCCGAUUUGUACCACCCCAAACUCGACCUCUUAGGGUAUAAGAACAGUACCAAACAUAUGAAUGCCAGUUUUCUGCAUGUCAUCUCAGCGAACAGCUUCUAGGUAGCAUUUUGGAGGGCAUUGUUGGUGCCAUAAAUUAAAUUCAACACCACCAGUGCCAUCACCUGUUCACCCUGUAUACUGGAGAGACGUUUUUAAAGUAGGAAAGUAUGUUUUUCUUUACUUUAAAAGCUUCUUUGGGGAUUCUUGUGACCAAGUUAGUUAAGUACUACUUUUCUGGUAUUGUCCCCAAGAUGUCAAACACACCUGAGGUUCAAGAAUCCCCUGUGAAACCUGAGAGAUCUAAAGCUGUUUCAAAAACAAAACACCAUUAUUGCUCUUUGUGUAGCAUUUCUUUGCCGGAUGGGUGUAAAACAAACUUUGUAAUACAUAUGUAAAAUAAGCUGCAGAGACAGCUGUACAAACAGAAAUAUCUUCUAUUUUUAGCUGGUUCCAGCAAACUUUAAAACAGACAUUUCAGGAUAUUAAAGCGGCACUGUCAUGCCGAACUUACCUUUCCCCAAUUAAUUUCUCUUCUCUCCCUCUCUCAGGAUCUGUUCUUCAUUUCUUCUUGUCUGCUCUAAUUUUCUUUAAAACAUUAGUAGGAACUACUUUGUCUUAUGUAUUUUUCCUACGCUUGACCCAGGGUAGGAGCUUAAGUCCGCUCCAUUUCCUGUGGUCAAAUACAUUUUCCCACAAUACUCACUUCUCCGUGAUCUCUAGUUGCUUCAUUCGCCAUUCGAACGCUGGGGUAACUACCGAAUUUCGUCCUAACAAAACAAGUAUAGUUUGUCCAUUCUUGUUAGGAUGAAAUUCAGCAUUUUGUUCCGUUCGAAAUUUCAUCUGCAUUAAUGAAAUUUCGAUCCAGUUACUGCCACGGCUGCAUCUUGCAACCACUUAGUAGAUAACUCUAUAAUUCCCACGGUAAUCUAUGGUAUUAGUGAGCCAUCUACUAAAAGGCUGAAAUGCCAAAAUCGGUCUUUUAGCCAUCUUUACUAAUAGUUACAAGUUGAAAUAUAAUCUUAUUUGUGUAUUUCUGAAUCACUUUGUUAAGGGGAUUUGGGUAUAAACAGGUUAAUUUGAGCAUGAACUGUAAUUUUAAAUUUCACACAAUUGUACUGAUGACAUAUUUGCAAUUAGUUUAGUGAAUACAAGGUCAGUCAGCACUGAGAAUCCUUUCUAGGUGCACCUGUUACAACGUGACAAGGUGAGACCGUUACAACUUGUUUUGGUGAGCUUUGUUUGUUGUUUUAUAAAUAAUACGUCAAUUCAGAUAAUAAAGGAACAUGGCAAAGUUGUUAUGGUCUUAGGAACACAAUCUAAGUGUUCUGCACUGGACUAUGCGUCUAUCACUGUAUUAUUGGCAGCUAUAGCAGGAAGACCUGCAAUAUGAGAGGGAGGCCUCUCUCUCUCAUUUGAUGAGAGACCAAACAGAGGUAACCUCUUUGCUGAGGUCAACUUACACCAGCUGAGGGAAAAGCUCUGCAUUAGGGUUGGUAUAGGGUAAUGUAAGGCUUGGUAAAGGGUUUGGGUUAGAGUUGGUGUAGGGAAGGGUUAGUGUUGAUGUUAGGGUUUGUACUAGGGUUGCUUGAAACGAGUUGAAAUCCUAGACAUAUUAGGUAUUUAACUGUUAGUAUUAGUAAGUGAAUCUAUUUUGAGAUUAUUUUUCUUUAGUUCUUUUUAUGAUGAAGAAAUUAUUAUAAACAAAACCUUUUACCUUUUUUAUACUGAAAUUAUUUAUAAAUAUUGUAUUUACUCCCCUUAUUUGAAAUGACUGUCAUCAUCACUCUAGUUUUUUAAAACACUAAGCAAAAUUACUAAUUUUCCUUGUGUAGAGCAGUCAGGUUGGCAAAAUUGACCAUAGGAGGAGCUAAAGCAAGUUUAUGUUCCAGCUGCCAAUCAAAGUUUCCCACAAUCCAUCAGUAAAAUCAAUCCUGCAGAACGGUACACAGUAGACAUUAUGGCAGAGGAGAACCAUAUGGCUGCUCCCAGAUACUGAGAUCCACCACAAAGAGAGAUGAUAAUUUUUAAAAUAAAGGCAAGUGGCAAGGAAGUGAGUAUAAUAAAUAAAAUACAAAGGACAUAAGAAGAAAACAUGAACACUUUAAGGAACACUUACUCUAGGAGGGUGUUUUAUAUAAAAUUUAUAUUAAAGAAUUAGCAAUUGACAUCACAAGUCAGAAAAAAUCCAGCCAGGACACAUGUUGUGUUGGAGGAGAAAAAGAAAAAAGGGGGACAUUUGCCAAAGUGCUCUGUUUUAAAAAGUGAUGCAAACAUAUUCUCAAGCCGGAAGAGAUCUAAAUGCAAUAAUGGGAGAUGAACUUGCAGGAAGUCCAUGAAGGGUAACUUGGGAGGACAUCAGUAUGCAGCAGCACUGGUAUCUAUUUCUGUGACUCUCUAAGAAUACAUAUUUAAGAUUAUACUUAGAUGUAUUCAAGCCUGAUUAAACUAUUUAGGAUUGGCAAAAUGUCAGAUGUCUCUACUGGAGGGGAUGUGGACAUAUGGAGACCCACCAUCAUGGGUGGUAGAGUUGCCGGUUGUUAAACCUGUGUAACGGAUACGAGAUUUUGUAGGGAAGGUCUUUUUUGCUAUCACAGCUUACAUUGGAAUUUUCCCGACAUUCUUAAAAAAAUCUAUGUUAAAAUCAUUCUUGCAGCUAGACGAACAUUAGUUGCAAACUGGCUGAAACUCCGAAUCGUUCUCCAUUACUUCAGUGUCUUUCUUCCUCUGCCCUUUUCUUUUUCACAUAUUAUUUUAAAUGUAUUUUUUGUUUUCUUUCUUUUACUUUUACCUUUUGUUUCAGUAUGUUGUGAAAAUUGACAGGAUUUUUUAACUGUUUAUCAGUAUAUCAGAGCUUUUGACAGUAAGUUAGCCAAGAUGGAAUCACUCAUUCCCAGAAUGGAGCUAAGAACAGCAGUGCGGUUUUCUACAUUUCAUUUUAUUUUGUUAUGUCAUUAUCAUAAACAUUCUGGGAAGUGACAUCACCCAUGUAAAAGCCUUUGUAACACAAUUUAGUUUUUUGAUUGCUUUUAAGAAAAAUAGCCAAUAGCAAUAGAGAAUAGUAUAGUUAGUGUACUCAAAUGAUACGCACGUGCUUAACUAAUUUAUUGUGAUUUUGAAGUAUUGUGACUCUUAAGAUUAUUAACCAAUUGUUCCUAUACACGUUCCUGUGUGCUAAUAUAUUGUGAUGAUUGAUGCAUUUGCUUUAAUUGAAAUAAAAGUUAUUGCAUUUUUUUGUGUUAAA
Molecule: messenger RNA, 56999 nt
Organism: Pelobates cultripes (western spadefoot toad)
Lineage: Eukaryota; Metazoa; Chordata; Amphibia; Anura; Pelobatidae
Source: the annotation of a GenBank genome assembly